Coregonus sp. 'balchen' is the source of this 59975-nucleotide messenger RNA. The record is from the annotation of a GenBank genome assembly. NCBI's taxonomy places the organism in Eukaryota, Metazoa, Chordata, Actinopteri, Salmoniformes, Salmonidae.
AUGGCAUCUGGGACCUCUGGCUCAGUUCUGCAGCCACGGUGGAAGCGGGUGUUGGGUUGGUCCGGCCCUGUCCCUCGGCCCCGACACGGACAUCGUGCAGUUGCAAUCAAAGAAUUGAUGGUCGUUUUCGGGGGAGGCAAUGAAGGAAUUGUGGAUGAGCUGCACGUUUAUAACACAGGUAACGUUAAUAUUUAUUGUUCCGUGCUUUCUGCAUACAUUCAGUAUUGUUCAUCAACGAUUGAGAUGCUAUGGUAGCUAGCUAACCUUUUUAGCAAGUGGAUACGAACUUGCCCUUCGGCUAAUUUGUGCUAGUUAACCAUUUCUUGGACUGUAGCGCUAACUAGCAAAAUUAUUUCACCAAGUAGUUAUUGCUUUAUCCGCUUAUGCAUGGGUUGUUCAACACAGUAAAUUAGUAAUGUACCUCGGUGGUUGUGACAGUGGGUAUGUGGUUGAAGUGUUGUGCAAGGCGCCAGUGUUGACGUAUCGUGAUAUUGAAUGGGACCGGUAGCUAGUUAGAUGGGCUACCAGCUGAGCUGGGAACCUCUUUGGCAAAGCGGAACUCGCCCAGUGGAGAUUGGAGGGAACAUACAAAGAGAAAUGGCGGGUUAAUAGAAAAACAACGACGUCAUAAUAUCAACAAAGCUCGGGAACUGCAUAUUAAACUGGGAUCUAAAUCGAUGAUUAAUCCAUGUUCUGCGUUUUUAAUAAGCAUGUGUUUGUGAAAAGCCACACUGUGAAAUGGGCAUAUCAAAGAGUUGGCCAACAACAAAGACGUAAACAACAAAGAACGCAGCCCAUUCACGAGCAUCACUUUAUUUAGUGGUGCAGCAUCAGGAAUGACUUCCACUGGAAUUCUAAUAGGCUGUGGCUUUUGACAAUUGUUAGUUAAGCAGGUUAUUACCAGUGCUUGACUUGGACUAAAAUAGGUGCCGUGCUGGUCCUGUUUAUAUUUGGGUGCAGGAACUCUGCAAUACUUUUGAGCUAGUAUUCUAUAAGGUGCCGUACUCAAGCAGUAGAACUAGUGUUGUCACGAUACCAACAUUUUACUAAUGAUAAGAUAACACGGGGCGGCAGGUAGCUUAGUGGUUAAGAGCGUUGUGCCAGUAACCGAAAGGUCGCUGGUUCUAAUCCCCAGAGCCGACUAGGUGAAGAAUCUGUCGAUGUGCCCUUGAGCAAGGCACUUAACCCUAAUUGCUCAUGUAAGUCGCUCUGGAUAAGAGCGUCUGCUAAAUGACUAAAAUGUAAAAUGUAAAUGUAAUAACAGGCCAAGUAUCACGAUACCACAGGGAAGAUUCAGUGGCUUAUUGUCCUGUUCGCCCCCGGACACAUGUUCCCGUUUUCUAAACAUUUAUGGGCGUGCGCUACACAAUAACCUGUCACUGAUAUUCACAGUUGCUCAUACAGUAUUUGCAAAGGCCUACCUGUGAUUUGUGCUGGAGGAAUAGGCGGAAGGAAUAUACAUGCACGAGAACAGGAUAGGGAGAGAAGCAGGUGAGUGAUGACUGGUAGGGGAUGUGCUAGCGGAUUACAGCUGCCACACGUGAUAAUGCGCAUGAAAGUGAAGUGGACAUUAUUGGACUGGCGCAUACAAGAGGCUAGUGGCUGUUACUUCAAUUCAACAGAGUUUAUAAACAAAAAACGGACUUUAUAAACAUUUACAUUACAUUUACCUUUUAGUCAUUUAGCAGACGCUCUUAUCCAGAGCGACUUACAGUUAGUGAAUACAUAUUUUUUUUAUACUGGCCCCCCGUGGGAAUCAAACCCACAACCCUGGCGUUGCAAACGCCAUGCUCUAUCAACUGAGCUACAUCCCUGCCGGCCAUUCCCUCCCCUACCCUGGACGACGCUGGGCCAAUUGUGCGCCGCCCAUGAGUCUCCCGGUCGCGGCCGGCUGCGACAGAGCCUGGAUUCGAACCAGGAUCUCUAGUGGCACAGUUAACACUGCGAUGCAGUGCCUUAGACCACUGCGCCACUCAGGAGACAAACAUUUUAUAACAGGCGCCGGCGGGUUCUUUAGAUCGGUAGGGCCGAAAAAUGUGGUGGUAUCAUAUGAAACAUUUACUAUGGUAUUCUAAAAUGUUGGCGUCAUGACAUUUUAGGUAGCGGUAUACCGUGUAGAAGCUUUGAUUAGCCGGCCUGCCCAGGUCCAAGCGCUGGUUACUACUAAAGUAACUUCAGUACCUAGCGGGGUUUAUAAUCCAUGAAUUCGAUGUGUUUCAGCGACCAACCAGUGGUUCAUUCCUGCUGUCCGUGGUGACAUCCCGCCUGGCUGUGCUGCGUAUGGGUUUGUGUGUGAUGGCACCAGGCUGCUGGUGUUCGGGGGGAUGGUGGAGUAUGGUAAAUACAGCAACGAUCUGUAUGAACUGCAGGUAAGUGCUCAGCCCACAGAAUAAAUCACUCUGACAGUUAUAUAGUGGGAUUUGGGGUGUAAACACUGUGUACUAAUUUCCAUCCUCAAUUUAAACCAUAACACAUUUUCCUUGUCAUUUCUAUGUUUUGCGUAAGAUAUUCUUGAAUAGGUGUAGGCUAAUCAGAGAUCUUAGCUCUGUAGCCGCAACUAAGCUUGUUAGUGAGUCGUCGUUUUCUCCCCAGGCCAGUCGCUGGGAGUGGAAGCGUCUGAAGCCCAAGUCUCCUAAGAACGGCCCUCCUCCCUGUCCCCGCCUGGGACACAGCUUCUCCCUGGUAGGGAACAAAUGCUUCCUGUUCGGAGGACUGGCUAACGACAGUGAGGACCCCAAGAACAACAUCCCCAGGUAUGCUUCAUCAAUAUAUAUUAUCCACCAAGAACAACACCCCCAGGUAUGCUUCAUCAAUAUAUAUUAUCCACCAAGAACAACAGCCCCCAGGUAUGCUUCAAUAUAUAUUAUCCACCAAGAACAACACCCCCGGGUAUGCUUCAUCAAUAUAUAUUAUCCACCAAGAACAACACCCCCAGGUAUGCUUCAUCAAUAUAUAUUAUCCACCAAGAACAACACCCCCAGGUAUGCUUCAAUAUAUAUUAUCCACCAAGAACAACACCCCCGGGUAUGCUUCAUCAAUAUAUAUUAUCCACCAAGAACAACGCCCCCAGGUAUGCUUCAUCAAUAUAUAUUAUCCACCAAGAACAACGCCCCCAGGUAUGCUUCAUCAAUAUAUAUUAUCUACCAAGAACAACACUCCCAGGUAUGCUUCAUCAAUAUAUAUUAUCUACCAAGAACAACACCCCAGGUAUGCUUCAUCAAUAUAUAUUAUCCACCAAGAACAACACCCCCAGGUAUGCUUCAUCAAUAUAUAUUAUCCACCAAGAACAACACCCCCAGGUAUGUAGGUACUGCGUAGCCAACAGUGCAUUCGGAAAGUAUUCAGACCCCUCAACUCUUUCCACAUUUUGUUACUUCACAGACUUUUUAGAAAAUUGUUUUCCCCCCCUCUUCAAUAUACACACAAUACCCUAUAAUGACAAAGCAAAAACAGGUUUUUACAAUGUAUUUUUUUAAAAAAAGACUCUUUACUGAGUACUUUGUUGAAGCACCUUUGGCAGCGAUUACAGCCUUGAGUAUUCUUGGGUAUGUCGCUACAAGCUUGGCACACCUGUAUUUCGGGAGUUUCUCCCAUUCUUCUCUGCAGAUCCUCUCAAACUCUUUCAGGUUGGAUGGGGAGCGUCACUGCACAGCUAUUUUCAGGUCUCUCCAGAGAUAUUCGAUCGGGAUCAAGUCCGGGCUCUGGCUGGGCCACUCAAGGACAUUCAGAGACUUGUCCCGAAGGCACUCCUGCGUUGUCUUGGCUGUGUGCUUGGGGUCGUUGUCCUGAUGGAAGGUGAACCUUUGCCCCAGUUUGAGGUCCUGAGCGCUCUGGAGCAGGUUUUCAUCAAGGAUCUCUCUGUACUUUGCUCUGUUCAUCUUUCCCUCGACCCUGACUAGUCUCCCAGUCCCUGCCACUGAAAAACAUCCCCACAGCAUGCUUCACCGACGGGAUGGUGCCAGGUUUCCUCCAGAUGUGAUGCUUGGCAUUCAGGCCAAAGAGUUAAAUCUUGGUUUCAUCAGACCAGAUCAUCUUGUUUCUCAUGGUCUGAUUAUCCUUUAGGUGCCUUUUACUGAGGAGUGGAUUCCGUAUGGCCAGUCUACCAUAAAGGCCUGAUUGGUGGAGUGCUGCAGAGAUGGUUGGCCUUGUGGAAGGUUCUCCCAUUUCCACAGAGUCUGGAGCUCUGUCAGAGUGACCAUCGGGUUCUUGGUCACUUCCCUGACCAAGGCCCUUCUCCCCCGAUUAGUCAGUUUGGCCGGGCGGCCAGCUCUAGGAAGAGUCUUGGUGGUUCCAAACUUCAACAAUUUAAGAAUGAUGGAGGCCACUUAGUUCUUGGGGACCUUCAAUGCUACAGAAAUUUUUUGGUACCCUUCCCCAGAUCUGUGCCUCGACACAAUCCUGUCUUGGAGCUCUACGGACAAUUCCUUCGACCUCAUGGCUUGGUUUUUGGUCUGAAUGCAUUGUCAACUGUGGGACCUUAGUAACAGACAGGUGUGUGCCUUUCCAAAUCAUGUCCAAUCAAUUGAAUUUACCACAGGUGUACUCCAAUCAAGUUGUAGAAACAUCUCAAGGAUGAUCAAUGGAAACAGGAUGCACCUGAGCUCAAUUUCGAGUCUCAUAGCAAAGGGUCUGAAUACUUAUGUAAAUAACGUAUUUCAGUUUUUUCUUUAACGAAUUGGAUGCAAAAGAUUUACGGCUCUUCCCGGACCUGGCCCAAACCCCCAUCAUUUGCAUGAAGAGGAGACGCCGAUACAAGGGGUGCAGACCCGGGUGUUUAGUGAGAAUUCGUUGGCGAGUGGAUAAUCCUCCUUUACCAUCCGGCCUGCUGGCAAAAGUGCAUUCACUGGAGAAUAAACUGGAUGAGCUCCGUUCCAGACUAUCCUACCAACGGGACAUUAAUAACUGUAAUAUCUUAUGUUUCACCGAGUUGUGGCUGAAUGAGGACAUGGAUAAUAUGCAGUUGGCUGGGUUUUCCGUGCAUCGGCAAGACAACAGUAACCUCCGGUAAGACGUGGUGGUCUGUGUCUAGGGCUGUUACGGUGACCGUAUUACCGCCACACCGGCGGUCACGAGUCAUGAAGGCAGUCAAAUUCCACGUGACCGUUUAGUCAUGGUAGUUAGGCUUCUCCAAGCUCUGAUGCUGCUGAUGGUCAUUAGUAGCCUACCAAACUUGCUAACUGCCUGGUACUCAGCACUCUAUUGUCCCGCUAAUCACUCUGACAUCAAUGCAAAUCUAAUCAAACACUUCACGAGAGCUCAUGUUGCGCAACAUUUCUAUAGUCUAUGCAAUUGCGUGAGAAAAGAGUGAUGGCCUCUACUAAAAAGAGGAGGAUCCCAUCAGCUUUCUAUAGGCUAGGCCUACUAUAUUUAUUUCUCUACUUUCCUAAUAUUAAGCACAUUUUCACCAUAAAAAUGCACCUUUUAUAAUAAAAGCGUUACAUGCAUAAUUGCUUUUGCGGUCACUUUUGAUCAUGGUGUCUUCCCGCUAAUGGAACAUUCAAACGUGUAUAGCCUACUACCAUGUGUGCAUUGCUGAUCUUAUAAUGUGAAGAAAUAGCCUAAUAGUUUAUCAACAUUUUUAAGCUAAACGUUCUGAUCUGUUGCGUCAGGCUCAUUGCGUAAAAAAUUUUUUUUGAUGCUAGUGGUUGUAUUAAUUUGGGAUCUAUCGCAUCCCACAACUGUCCCAGACUAUGUUUGGAAUAUUUAUUUCUCGCACAGAAUAGAAGAGGUCAUCUUUUGUACUAUGGGGGAUAGUAGAUUGACAUAGGCUAGUAAGCCUUCUCUUGUUGGCUGACAAAGUGGACAGUUCUUCCAAUAUCUUCGAUAUGCACCUCGGAAUUGGAUAAGGACGUGCGCAGUUGCGUCCCCGAUGUGUCUAUCUUCACUUGUAGCCUGUGAGAAAGACCCGAUCGCGUGAUGGAGAGGUGAUUCGGAGCACUCGGGGAGAAGGGCACAACGGACACUGGCCGCAAAAGGCAUGGAUUUUCUUUAGGGUGCAUUACGGCCUCACAAAGGGGAUGCUGCCGUGAAAUUCUAGGCGUUAUCAAGUGCUUGUCAAAUUGUGAAUGAGAGACUGAUGUAGUGUGUACAGCCUGCACAAAAAAACAAAGCAGAGCUCUUUCUUUCAUUCGCCUUUCAAGCGACUUUUUUCAAAUCAUCAUUAGUCACAUCAUGCAGCCUUACAAUGUAUUAAAAAUAAAAACGUAUAGCCCGUAUGUUGAACAACUUAAGUUACAUUAAUAACUCUAAAUUAAGCAAAUAGGAGUACCUAUUUCUUUGGUAACCGCUCAACACAGAAUAGCCGGCUGACUAAAUGUCUUGACUGUCACAGCUCUGUGUGUCUGUUUGUCAACAACAGCUGGUGUGCAAUCUCUAAUAUUAAGGAAGUCUCUAAGUUUUGCUACACACAUAAGCUGUAGACCACACUAUUUACCAAGAGAGUUUUCAUGUAUAUUUUUCGUAGCCGUCUAUUUACCACCACAAACCGAUGCAGGCACUAAGACUGCACUCAAUGAACUGUAUACGGCCAUAAGCAAACGAGUGCUCACCCAGAAGUGGCGCUCCUAGUGGCCGGGGACUUUAAUGCAGGAGAGCUUAAAUGCGUUUUUCCUCUUUUCUACCAGCAUGUUACAUGUGCAACCAGAGGAAAAAAAUCUCUAGACCAUUUUACUUCACACACAGAGAGGUGUACAAAGCUCUCCCUCGCCCUCCAUUUGGCAAAUCUGACCAUAAUUCUAUCCUCCUGAUUCCUGCUUGCAAGCAAAAACUCAAGCAGGAAGCACCAGAGAUUCGCUCAAUACGGAAGUGGUCUGAUGAUGUGAAUGGUAAGCUACAGGACUGUUUUGUUAGCACAGUCUGGACAAUAUUCCGGGAUUCAUCCGAUGGCAUUGAGGUGGAUACCAGUCACCGGCUUCAUCGAUAAGUGCAUCGACGAUGUCGUCCCCACAGUGACCGUACGUACAUAUCCCAACCAGAAGCCAUGGAUUACAGGUAGGGCUGUCCCCGACCAAAAAAACAAAUCUUGGUAGACCGAAAGUAGUCUUUUCUUUCGACCAAUGGAUUGGUAGAUUUUUUUUGUGUGUUUUUCCAAAUAUGCGUUUUAAUAAAAUCAACUAUAUGCGCGAAUCUUGUCUGAUGCUUACUGUUUGAUGUAAUAAGACACAAAUGACUUGAGGGGAGCCAGAGAUCUAGAUAACCAGAAUAAAAAAAACUUAACCUGACCCUCCCGCUCCUGCUGUCUUUCGCAGAUUCUGCCGUUACUCUCCUAAAGUUACCGGUAUGAGGAAUCUGCAACCUUUCUCAUGUGGAAUGCCAAUUUAUCUUACUAUUUCUACCGAUCUGCGUGCCAGUUACGGUUUUUAUAUGCACGUUUUUGUGGAACAGUUUUAUUUAUAAUAACGUCUUCAUAUCUCAAUAAGUCAUGUGGUGUAUCAAAAUUCGAUCCAAAUCUAAAUGAAAAUAAUACAAACCUGAAAAGUAACUUCUGUUGCCAUUGCCAACGAUGUAAAAAUAGCCUACAUAAAGCCAUCAAAUAAAAAACAUUGCAGCCUUGCAGGUAGAAAAUAUCCUGAUUAAAAAAAAAUACUAUCCUAUAAAUCACAUUGUCUACGCAUGGCUUGUCUGCAACGAACUUGAAACAUUGUAUCAACUAUUAACUUGGGUCAGGCACAAAACUUGCACUAGCGAACUUGAAACAUUGUAUAAACUAUUUGGUCCGGCCUGAAGCUUGCGCUAGCCAACUUGCAACAUUGUAUAAAAUAUUCUGGGCCUUCAGCUGUGUGAUCAUGCUCUCCGUAGCCAAUGUGAAUAAGACCUUUUAAACAGGUCAACAUUCACAAGGCCGCAGGGCCAGAUGGACAUUUUCAACCUGUCCCUGACUGACUCUGUAAUACCUAUAUGUUUCAAGCAGACCACCAUAGUCCCUGUGCCCAAGAACGCCAAGGUAACCUGCCUAAAUCACUAUUGCCCCAUAGCGCUUACAUCUGUAGCCAUGAAGUUCUUUGAAAUGCUGGUCAUGGCUCACAUCAACACCAUCAUCCCAGACCCACUACAAUUCACAUACCACCCCAACAGAUCCACAGAUGAGGAAAUCUCUAUUGCACGCCACACUGCCCUUUUCCACCUGGACUAAAAGAACACCUACGUGAGAAUGCUGUUCGUUGUCUACAGCUCAGCGUUCAACUCCAUAGUGCCCUACAAGCUCAUCACUAAGCUCAGGACCCUGGGACUAAACACCUCCCUCUGCAACUGGAUCCUGGACUUCCUGACGAGAAGCCCCCAGGUGGUAAGGGUAGGCAACAACACAUCUGCCACGCUGAUCCUCAACACAGGGGCCCCUCAGGGGUGCGUGCUUAGUUCCCUUCCUGUACUCCCUGUUCACCCACAACUGCGUGUCCACGCACGACUCCAGCACCAUCAUUACGUUUGCUGACGACAACGGUGGUAUGCCUGAUCACCGACAGGGAGGAGGUCAGAGACCUGACAGUGUGGUGCCAGGACAACAACCUCUCUCUCAACGUGAGCAAGGCGAGCUGAUUGUGGACUACAGGAAAGUGGGGGGCGAGCCCCCAUUCACAUCGACGGGGCUGUAGUGUAGCGUGUUCGAGAGCUUCAAGAGCUUCAAGUUUCCGUCCACAUCACCAACAAAUUACCAUGAUCCAAACCCACCAAGACGGUCUUGAAGAGGGCACGACAACACCUUUUCCCCCUCAGGAGACUGAAAAGAUUUGGCAUGGGUCCUCAGAUCCUCAAAAAGUUCUACAGCUGCACCAUCGAGAGCAUCCUGACUGGUUGCAUCAUUGCUUGGUAUGGAAACUGCUCGGCAUCCAUUCACAAGGCGAUAGAGGGUAGUGCGUACGGCCCAGUACAUCCAGGACCUCUAUACCAGGCGGUGUCAGAGGAAGGUGUGUUCUCUCUGCUACAGCACGGCAGGCGGUACCGGAGCACCAAGUCUAAGUCCAAAAUGCUCCUUAACAGCUUCUACCCCCAAGCCAUAAGACUGCUGAACAGCUAAUCAUGGCUACCCGGACUAUUUACAUUGUCCCUGUGUUCUAUACCGCUGCUACUCUGUUUAUUAUCUAUGCAUAGUCACUUUACCCCUACCUACAUGUACAAAUUACCUCAAUUACCUUUACCCCUGCACAUUGACUUGGUACCGGUACCCCCUAUGUAUAGCCUCGUAAUUGUUAUUUUUUGUUUGUUUAUAAUAAUAAUCUUACUUUUAGUUAAUUUUUUUAUUUAGUUGAUUUUAAAUAUUUUUUAGCAGUUAUUUUCAUACUUUAAAAAAAGAUUCUGCAUUGUUGGUAAAGGGCUCGUAAGUAAACAUUUCACCUGUUGUGAUUUGAUUUUGAAUGUAAGGGACAGAAUAAGACUAACAUCAUUACCCAUAAUGCUCUCCCAGAUACCUGAAUGAUCUGUAUACGUUGGAGCUGCGUGCCGGCUCCAGUGUGGUGGGCUGGGACAUCCCCGUCACCUACGGGGUGCUGCCCCCGCCCAGAGAGAGCCACACUGCCGUGGUCUACACAGAGAAGACCUCCAAGAAGUCCCGUCUGGUCAUCUAUGGGGGUAUGAGCGGCUGUCGACUGGGAGAUUUGUGGGUCCUAGAUAUAGGUGAGUUAUUGGUCGAUUUCCUGCCGUCUAGAAGAUCAAAUCAAGUUCAUUUGUCAUAUGCACAGGAUACACGUGGUGUACAUGGUACAAUUAAAUGCUUACUUGCAGGUUGCAUUCAGGGUUUUUUCUGUAUCAAAAGGGAGCUUAGGUGGUAGGUGUGUCAAUGGGCACACAGCUGGAUUUUAGAGAACAUUUCAGAUGACCGCGGUGUAGAGAACUUUUGGAAUAUUUAAGCCAAUUUCCUGCAAUUCUACACAUUUCUCCAUGGAGCUGAGAGAUUGUUUCAGUUUUAAAGGUAACGUUUCAGUUUUAAAGGUAAUUUCCUGCGAUUUUUACAGUGCCUUCAGAAGGUAUUCAUAUCCCUGGACUUAUUCCACAUUGUGCUUUUGUUAACGUCUGAAUUCAAAAUGAAUUCAAUUGAUAUUCUUCUCAACCAUACACACACAAUAUCCCAUAAUGACAAAGUGAUAACAUGUUUUUAGAAAUGUUUGCACAUUUUUUGAAAAUGAAAUACAGUCAUAUCUAAUUUACAUAAGUGUUCACACCCUUGAGUCAGUACUUUGUAGAAGCACCUUUGGCGGCGAUUGCGGCUUUGAGUCGUCUUGGGUGUGUCUGUAUCAGCUUUGCACAUCUGGAUUUGUGGAUUUUCUCCCAUUUUUAAACAGCCAUUUCGUUUUUAUCGGUGAACAAAUCAUAAAAUUCCACGUCAAUUCACAAUGCAGAAUAAUGGUCCUGUUACGCAUUUAUGAUUGCUAGGGCCAGGCAAUAAAGUUAAUAGAACUACACUAUAAUAAUAAUAAUAAUAAUAAUAAUAAUAUGCCAUUUAGCAGACGCUUCUUACAGUCAUGUGCGCAUAAAUUUUUACGUAUGGGUGGUCCCGGGGAUCGAACCCACUACCCUGGCGUUACAAGCGCCGUGCUCUACCAGCUGAGCUACAGAGAACCACUACAGUAACGUGUCGAUAGUGACAAUUAAUAACUUUUAAGACAAUAAAAAAAAUAAAAAAAAUGCUGCAUCUGUACCUAUUUAGACAGAAUUCUGCUCUGGCAUAUAAUGUUCUGUUGUUUCCCUGACAACAAUAAGCGUUGCCGAUUUGAUGUGCUGCUGUGUUGUUUUUAAUGGUAGUGUUGGUAAGUCAAGGAGAGAGCGGUCUGCACGCAGGAGCUCGAGAUUAUUUGAUUGACAGUUCUGGUCGCCUAGUGAUGGACGUUAGUCCCGCUUCAGAAGCAGGGUUCCUUUACAGACUAGUAAAAUGCCGUUCAGAUCUCCAGAGAAGGUUUGGUGUUGGCAUUUUUUAAAAAGCCUUGGUGUAGCCAAACAGAUAAAUAUGCCGUAGCCCAGGCGCUUUCAAGGGGCCCCAUGCCCAAUUUAUAUUAUUUGUAUCGUGAUCUAGGUUUAUGAAAUGUUCAUCUUUCCCUUUUCAAGACGAUUUUAUGCGUAUCUAGAUACAUGGGCUCCGAUACAAUACAGGAACGAUUCAGUUGGUAGAGCGUGGCGCUUGCAACGCCAGGGUUGUGGGUUCGUUUCCCACGGGGGGGUCAGUAUGAAAAAUUUAUGCACUCACUAACUGUAAGUCGCUCUGGAUAAGAGCGUCUGCUAAAUGACUAAAAUGUAAAAUUAGAGAAAAAAUGUGUUACAUAAACACAUUGAUUUUCCAUGCUAUACUGAACGAAAAUAUAAACGCAACAUGCAACAAUUUCAAAGAUUUUACUGAGUUAAAAUUCAUAGAAGGAAAUCAGUCAAUUGAAAGAAAAAAACGAAUUAGGCCUUAAUCUAUGGAUUUCACAUGACUGGGCAGGGGCACAGCCAUGGGUGGGCCUGGGAGGGCAUAGGCCCACCCACUGGGGAGCCAGGUCCUGUGUAAUGAUCAUGCUGUUUUAAUCAGCUUCUUGAUAUGCCACACCUGUCAGGUGGAUGGAUCAUCUUGGCAAAGGGGAAAUGCUCAGUAACAGGGAUGUAAGCCAAUUUUAGCAUAAAAUGUGAGAAAUAAUAUUUUUGUGCGUAUGGAACAUUUUCUGGGAUCUUUUAUUUCAGCUCAUGAAACAUGGGACCAACUCUUUACAUGUUGCAUUUAUAUUUUUGUUCAGUAUAAAUAAAAAUCGGCUGCUGAUGGGCAUCUUAGCUGGAUCUGUCUGAGCUGACAAGUGUAAAUGAUGUACAGUGCCUUCAGAAAGUAUUCACACCCCUUGACUUUUUUCCCCACGUAUUGUUGUUACAGCCUGAAUUUAAAAUGGAUGAAAUUGAGAUAUUUUUUUGUCACUGGCCUACACACAAUAACCCAUAACGUCAAAGUGGAAUUAUGUUUUUAGACAUUUUUUACAAAAUUAAUUAAAAAUGAAAAGCUGAAAUGUCUUGAGUAAAUAAGUAUUCAACCCCUUUGUUAUGGCAAGCCUAAAUAAGAAGUUAAUUACACUUUUGAUUUUAGUAUUGAGGGUGUAUUGAUAGACAAUACUCUCAACAUAGGUUAUGGAUUGGAUUCAGAUCUGGACUUCUCACUGGGCAGUCCAUCAUUUCCAGAACAGUCCAGCGUUUAUUUAGUCCACAAGUUUUUUAUGUGUUUGGGGUUGUUGUCCUACUGGAAGACAACUGGAAGACCCACAACUUUCAAGAGACAGUUUUUGGACACUGGGUUGAACGUUGCACUCCAAAACACCUUGAUAAUCUGAUUUCAUGAUGUCUUGCACAUAUUCAAGGCCACCAGAGGCAGCAAAGCAGCCCCACAGCAUUAUCGGUAGGGAGGGUGUUCAUUUUCUUUGAACGCUUCAAUUGGUCAUUGGUAAACAUAGGAAGAACCCACUGCUGAAGGAGACACAAGAAAGCCUGAUUGAACCUCUCAAAAACCUGCCUAAAUCCUGGGGUUCUGUGCACCAAUGAAAACAAAAUUAGAGCUCUUUGGCAAUACGUCAGCACGGUGUUCACUUACAACCAAAGGAAACAAUCAAUGAAAAGAACACCCUCCCUACAAUCAAAGAUGGGGGAGGUUUGAUAAAGCUGUGGGGUUACUUUGCUGCCUCUGGGGGUCUUGAACAUGCACAAGGCAUCAUGAAACCAGCAGUUUAUCAGGUGUUUUGCAGUCCAAUGUUCAUCCCAGUUUCCAAAAACUGGGUCUCCGUUGAAGGUUGUGGGUCUUCGAGCAGGACAAUGAAACCAAACACAUCAAAAAAAUCACACCGGAAUGGUUAAGACGAGAUGCUGGACUGUUCUGGAAUGGCCAGCGACGAGUCCAGGUCUGAAUCCCAUCCAAAACCUAUGGCGAGAUCUGACAACAGCAGUUGGGGGAGGGCAUCCUUCAAAUAUUGAAGAAUGCGAGCAGUUUGCUGUUGAAAGUAGAAAGGUGAGCAUUACUUGCUCUUUGGGGUUUUAGGCUGGGUUUCUGUAUAAGUACUUUGUGACAUCUGCUGAUGUAAAAAGGGCUUUUAUAAAAUACAUUGAUUGGGUAAGCCCCAAGAAGCGUUUGUCUGCCGUUAUCGUGGCCAAAGGCUGUGCACCCAUGUACUAGCUCAGGGGGGUGCCAAUACUUUUUUCUAUGCCAUUUGUCUCUAUUUUCUAAAUUUAAAAUUGUAAACUUAAGUUUAGAAAAAAAUAAAAUCCAAUGUGUGGUGACCAAAAGUUGUUUUAAAUUUCAUUUUUUUUUUUUUAAGAAAUAAGGAAUUAUUUAGGAAAAGUGCAAGGGUGCCAAUAUAUUUAGCCUCCCCCUCCUCUCUCUCCCUCUCACUGCUCUUUCUAUUCUCAUUUAAUGGUGCCGGAUGAGAUGGCUGCCGUUUUACGGCCGACUAACCAAUUGUGCUAUUGUGUGUUUUUUUCACGUUAUUUGUAAUUUAUUCUGUAAAUAAUGUUUCUGCCACAGUCUCUUAUGAUCAAAAAGAGCAUCUGGAUAUCAGGACAGCGAUUACUCACCUUGUAUUGGACAAAGAUGUUUUUCUUCAACGAGUCAGACGCGAAGGAUAUUCUAAAGACACCCGACAAGGCCCAAAUCCCCGUCAUUCAGAUGAGAAAGAGACUGAGGUAUCGUGAACAUAGGUCGGGGUGCCUUGUAAGGAUCCGACGGCGAGUGGGUAAUCUGCCUCUUCCAUCUACCAUCAGUCCUAUUAGCCAACGUACAAUCAUUGGAAAACAAAAUAGAUGACCUACGAUCACGGAUAUCCUACCAACGGGACAUUAAAAAACUGUAAUAUCUUAUGUUUCACCGAGUCGUGGCUGAACGACAACAUGGAUAACAUACAGCUGGCGGGAUAUACGCUACAUCGGCAGGAUAGAACGGCUGACUCCGGUAAGACAAGGGGUGGCGGUCUGUGUAUAUUUGUAAACAACAGCUGGUGCACGAAAUCUAAUAUUAAGGAAGUCUCAAGGUUUUUCUCACCUGAGGUAGAGCAUCUCAUGAUAAGCUGUAGACCACACUAUUUACCAACAGUUUUCAUCUAUAUUUUUCGUAGCUCUCUAUUUACCCCCACAAACCGAUGCUGGCACUAAGACUGCACUCAAUGAGCUGUAUAAGGCCGUAAGCAAACAGGAAAACGCUCAUCCAGAGGCAGUGCUCCUAGUGGCUGGGGACUUUAAUGCAGGGACACUUAAAUCAGUUUUACCUCAUUUCUACGAGCAUGUUAAAUGUGCAACCAGAGGAGAGAGAGACUCUAGACCACCUUUACGCCACACACAGAGACGCAUACAAAGCUCUCCCUCGCCCUCCAUUUGGCAAAUCUGACCAUAACUCUAUCCUCCUGAUUCCUGCUUAUAAGCAAAAACUAAAAAAGGAAGCACCAGUGACUCUGUUAAUAAGGAAGUAGUCAGAUGACGCAGAUGCUAAGCUACAGGACUGUUUUGCAAGCACAGACUGGAAUAUGUUCCGGGAUUCUUCCGAUGGCAUUGAGGAGUACACCACAUCAGUCACUGGCUUCAUCAAUAAGUGCACUGAUGAUGUCGUCCCCACAGUGACCGUACAUACAUACCCCAAACAGAAGCCAUGGAUUACAGGCAACAUCCGCACUGAGCUAAAGGGUAGAGCUGCCGCUUUCAAGGAGCGGGACUCUAACCCGGACGUUUAUAAGAAAUCCCGCUAUGCCCUCCAACGAACCAUCAAACAGUCAGAGUCAAUACAGGACUAAGAUUGAAUCGUACUACACCGGCUCCGAUGCUCGUCGGAUGUGGCAGGGCUUGAAAACUAUUACAGACUACAAAGGGAAGCACAGCCGCGAGCUGCCCAGUGAUACGAGCCUACCAGACGAGCUAAAUCACUUCUAUGCUCGCUUCGAGGCAAGCAACACUGAAGCAUGCAUGAAAGCAUCAGCUGUUCCGGAUAACUGUGAUCACGCUCUCCGUAGCUGAUGUGAGUAAGACUUUUAAGCAGGUCAACAUUCACAAGGCCGCAGGGCCAGAUGGAUUACCAGGACGCGUACUCCGAGCAUGCGCUGACCAACUGGCAAGUGUCUUCACCGACAUUUUCAACAUGACUGAGUCUGUAAUACCAACAUGUUUCAAGCAGACCACCAUAGUCCCUGUGCCCAAGAACACUAAGACAACCUGCCUAAAUGACCCAAGACCCGUAGCACUCAUGUCUGUAGCCAUGAAGUGCUUUGAAAGGCUGGUCAUGGCUCACAUCAACACCAUUAUCCCAGAAACCCUAGACCCACUCCAAUUUGCAUACCGCCCCAACAGAUCCACAGAUGAUGCAAUCUCUAUUGCACUCCACACUGCCCUCUCCCACCUGGACAAGAGGAACACCUAUGUGAGAAUGCUAUUCAUUGACUACAGCUCAGCGUUCAACACCAUAGUGCCCUCAAAGCUCAUCACUAAGCUAAGGACCCUGGGACUGAACAACUCCCUCUGCAACUGGAUCCUGGACUUCCUGAUGGGCCGCCCCCAGGUGGCAAGGGUAGUUAACAACACAUCUGCCAGGCUGAUCCUCAACACGGGGGCCCCUCAGGGAUGCAUGCUCAGUCAGCCUAUAGGGAGGAGGUCAGAGACCUGGCCGUUGUGGUGCCAGGAUAACAACCUCUCCCUCAACGUGAUCAAGACAAAGGAGAUGAUUGUGGACUACAGGGGGGAAAAAAUACAACUGGGCACGCCCUCAUUCUCAUCGACGGGGCUGUAGUAGAACAGGUUGAGAGCUUCAAGUUCCUUGGUGUCCACAUCACCAACAAACUAUCAUGGUCCAAACACACCAAGACAGUUGUGAAGAGGGCACGACAAAGCCUAUUCUCCCUCAGGAGACUGAAAAGAUUUGGCAUGGGGUCCUCAGAUCCUCAAAGUUGUACAGCUGCACCAUCGAGAGCAUCCUGACUGGUUGCAUCACUGCCUGGUAUGGCAACUGCUCAGCCUCCGACCGCUAGGCAAUACAGAGCUUGGUGCGUACGGCCCAGUACAUCACUGGGGCCAAGCUUCCUGCCAUCCAAGACCUCUGUACCAGGCGGUGUCAGAGGAAGGCCCUAAAAAUUGUCAGACUCCAGCCACCCUAGUCGUAGACUGUUCUCUCUGCUACCGCACGGCAAGCCAUACCGGAGCGCCAAGUCUAGGUCCAAAAGGCUUCUUAACAGCUUCUACCCACAAGCCAUAAGACUCCUGAACAGCUAAUCAUGGCUACCCAGACUAUUUGCAUUGUCCCCCCACCCCACCCCCUCUUUUACGCUGCUGCUACUCUCUGUUUAUUAUCUAUGCAUAUUCACUUGAACUCUACCCACAUGUACAUAUUACCUCAAUUACCUCGACUAACCUGUGCCCCCGCACGUUGACUCUGUACCGGUACCCCCUGUAUAUUGACUCUGUACCGGUACCCCCUGUAUAUAGCCUGUAUAUUGACUCUGUACCGGUACCCCCUGUAUUUAGCCUGUAUAUUGACUCUGUACCGGUACCCCCUGUAUAUAGCCUGUAUAUUGACUCUGUACCGGUACCCCCUGUAUAUAGCCUGUAUAUAGCCUGUAUAUUGACUCUGUACCGGUACCCCCUGUAUAUAGCCUGUAUAUUGACUCUGUACCGGUACCCCCUGUAUAUAGCCUGUAUAUUGACUCUGUACCGGUACCCCCUGUAUAUAGCCUGUAUAUUGACUCUGUGCAGGUACCCCCUGUAUAUAGCCUGUAUAUUGACUCUGUCUGUACCUCGACUAACCUGUGCCCCGCACGUUGACUCUGUACCGGUACCCCCCUGUAUAUAGUCUCCCUACUGUUGUUUUAUUUUACUGCUGAUCUUUAAUGAUUUUUUUAUUUGUAUUUUUUAUUCAUCAAUUAUUUUACUUCAAUGGUAUUUUUCUUAUUGUUUUAAUGGAAAUCCGAUAGAAAAUGGCUGUUUAAACGUUAAGAUUCCCCCCCCUCCCCAUUUAUCAUAUCCCUACUACUUAGUAAAGUGGCCUUUCAGAGCAGGACCUUGAGUAGUCCUUGUGUUUCCUCUGCAGACACCCUGACGUGGAAUAAGCCGUCUAUCAACGGUACAGCUCCUCUUCCCCGCAGUCUCCAUUCUGCCACAACCAUCACCAACAAGUGAGUUAACCCAAUUACUUUAACUUGAGCAACACAUUCCUCUUUCAGGUAGAGGGACCUUUUUCUGUCGUGACUUUAGCUUUUUAUACCCUGAACCGUCAAGUAACUGGAUGUGUGUACGUUACUUCUGAGCUGGUGGCCUUUUGCAUGGUUUGUCUGUCAGUAUCUCACCUGUCUCCCUCCUCAACCGUCUGUCCUGUAACAGGAUGUACGUGUUCGGAGGCUGGGUUCCCCUGGUAAUGGAUGACGUCAAAGUAGCGACACACGAGAAGGAGUGGAAGUGCACUAACACACUGGCUUGUCUCAACCUAGGUAUGUCACUCUGACCAACUCACUGGUCUGUCUGUAUGUCACUCUGACCAACUCACUGGUCUGUCUGUAUGUCAGUCUGACCAACUCACAGGCCUGUCUCAACCUAGGUAUGUCACUCUGACCAACUCACUGGCCUGUCUGUAUGUCACUCUGACCAACUCACUGGUCUGUCUGUAUGUCACUCUGACCAACUCACUGGCCUGUCUGUAUGUCACUCUGACCAACUCACUGGUCUGUCUGUAUGUCAGUCUGACCAACUCACUGGUCUGUCUGUAUGUCAGUCUGACCAACUCACUGGUCUGUCUGUAUGUCAGUCUGACCAACUCACUGGUCUGUCUGUAUGUCAGUCUGACCAACUCACUGGUCUGUCUGUAUGUCAGUCUGACCAACUCACAGGCCUGUCUCAACCUAGGUAUGUCACUCUGACCAACUCACUGGCCUGUCUGUAUGUCACUCUGACCAACUCACUGGUCUGUCUGUAUGUCACUCUGACCAACUCACUGGCCUGUCUGUAUGUCACUCUGACCAACUCACUGGUCUGUCUGUAUGUCAGUCUGACCAACUCACUGGUCUGUCUGUAUGUCAGUCUGACCAACUCACUGGUCUGUCUGUAUGUCAGUCUGACCAACUCACUGGUCUGUCUGUAUGUCAGUCUGACCAACUCACUGGUCUGUCUGUAUGUCAGUCUGACCAACUCACUGGUCUGUCUCAACCUAGGUAUGUCACUCUGACCAACUCACGGGUCUGUCUGUAUGUCAGUCUGACCAACUCACUGGUCUGUCUGUAUGUCACUCUGACCAACUCACGGGCCUGUCUGUAUGUCAGUCUGACCAACUCACUGGUCUGUCUCAACCUAGGUAUGUCACUCUGACCAACUCACUGGUCUGUCUGUAUGUCAGUCUGACCAACUCACUGGUCUGUCUGUAUGUCAGUCUGACCAACUCACUGGUCUGUCUCAACCUAGGUAUGUCACUCUGACCAACUCACUGGUCUGUCUGUAUGUCAGUCUGACCAACUCACUGGUCUGUCUGUAUGUCAGUCUGACCAACUCACUGGUCUGUCUGUAUGUCAGUCUGACCAACUCACUGGUCUGUCUGUAUGUCACUCUGACCAACUCACUGGUCUGUCUGUAUGUCACUCUGACCAACUCACUGGUCUGUCUGUAUGUCAGUCGACCAACUCACUGGUCUGUCUGUAUGUCAGUCUGACCACUCACUGGUCUGUCUGUAUGUCACUCUGACCAAACUCACUGGUCUGUCUGUAUGUCAGUCUGACCAACCUCACUGGUCUGUCUGUAUGUCAGUCCUGACCAACUCACUGGCCUGCUGUAUGUCACUCUGACCAACUCACUGGUCUGUCUGUAUGUCACUCUGACCAACUCACUGGUCCUGUUCUGUAUGUCAGUCUGACCAACUCACUGGUCUGUCUGUAUGUCACUCUGACAACUCACUGGUCUGUCUGUUAUGUCGUCUGACCAAAUCACUGGUCUGCUGAUGUCCUCGACCAACUCACUGGUCUGUCUGUAGUCAGUCUGACCAACCACUGGUCUGUCUGUAUGUCACUCGGGCCAACUCACUGGUCUGUCUGUAUGUCAGUCUGACCACUCACGGUCUGUCUGUAUGUCAAAUCUGACCAAAUCACUGGUCUGUCUGGGAUGUCAUCUGACCAACCCCACUGGUCUGUCUGUAUGUCAGUCUGAACCAACUCACUGGUCUUCUGUAUGUCAGUCUGACCAACUCACUGGUCUGUCUGUAUGUCAGUCUGACCAAAUCACUGGCCUGUCUGUAUGUCAGUUGACCAACUCACGGGUCUGUCUGUAUGUCAGUCUGACCAACCCACUGGUCUGUCUGUAUGGGCAGUCUGAAACCCAAAUCACGGCCUGUCUGUAUGUCACUCUGACCAAAAUCACUUGGGCUGUCGUAUGUCGUCUGACCAACUCACUGGUCUGUCUGUAUGUCACUCUGACCAACUCACGGGUCUGUCUGUAUGUCAGUCUGACCAACUCACUGGUCUGUCUGUAUGUCACUCUGACCAACUCACUGGUCUGUCUGUAUGUCAGUCUGACCAACUCACUGGUCUGUCUGUAUGUCACUCUGACCAACUCACUGGUCUGUCUGUAUGUCACUCUGACCAACUCACUGGCCUGUCUGUAUGUCAGUCUGACCAACUCACGGGUCUGUCUGUAUGUCAGUCUGACCAACUCACUGGUCUGUCUGUAUGUCACUCUGACCAACUCACGGGUCUGUCUGUAUGUCAGUCUGACCAACUCACUGGUCUGUCUGUAUGUCAGUCUGACCAACUCACUGGUCUGUCUGUAUGUCAGUCUGACCAACUCACUGGUCUGUCUCAACCUAGGUAUGUCACUCUGACCAACUCACUGGUCUGUCUGUAUGUCAGUCUGUGUCGUUCUACAUACUUUUGUGCUGCUGAAUCGUUUUGGAACGGGUCGUAUUCAACACUCCGUCGUUCUGUUUCCAUAGUGUGUAGAGCCCUUUAUCUAAAAUGGCCUACAAAUUACAAUAUUUGGUGCUCGAUGUUUAUGAAACGUUGACCACGAAAACAUUCAGUAAUGGAUCACAAAAAUGUAAAAAAUCUCUGAACAAAAAACUGAAAUGACAGACAGAAACACGUCUCCGCUACAAUUGACCUCUCAACUUAGUAAUGUGAAAUGCUACCUCCCCUCAGUCCCGACUGUUUCCAUGGCCAAUAACAUUGUAUUGACCUUGGUAUGUCUGACCAAUCAACUGUUUGGAAUUUUAUCCUUCAUGGGGAAAGGGAUUCUUGUUUUGCUAGCUAAUCGCUUAUUUUGUUUCUCCAUGGUUAGAAAAUCAUAUAAAACGUUCAUUUAAAUUGAGCAUGUAGUAACCGUGCACAUUUCUGUAAAUAUAAAUAAAACUCAUAUUAAAGCUGUGUAAUGUGAAAUGGUGCCCCAGGGACUAGGCUUAGCCGGUAUCCAGAUUGACAUACCUUCAUACCGACCUUGUGCCAUACCGGGAUAUUCUGUAAUACCGGAACUGAACAAGGGCCGCUGUUUUCAAACCCCAUUUUAAUACUCUGUAAUCCGAAGGUUAGCAAUGCUAACAAGUACAUGUAAAAUCACACAGAGAAUGCUAACUAAAUGCUAACGAGCGCGGUGCGAACAUUUUGUACAGUGUCUGACCUGAACUAUAUAAGUAACUCAAAUGCUUCACAUUUUGCUGCACGCACAAAACCAAUCAAUAUUAGCCAGCAAGGCUCUUGAUCCAGGAGGGGAUUCUCUGCUGUAACCAAGCGAAUGCUCGAUUAUGGAAGAAGCUAACCACUUAGCUAGAUAGGUAACUAGCUACUACACUGGCAAAACAAAUGCACAACUGCAAACCAUUUAGCACAUUUUAGACAGUUAACUUAAAUAGUUAUAAGAUGUCUAGGUGCCCAACAUUUAGUUGUGAAUUCCAUCCUGUAAUUAGAUCACCUGGCGCGUGCUGCACAACACUGAUUGUAAACAAUGACCAUGUGACUUUGGGAUUACCGUAAACUUCAUAAUAAAUGUGACAGCUGAAAUGAAGAACGCAAUGUUCUUUAUCUCUUUUUAACGUAUUACACAAGUUGACUUCAGGUAUUUUACUUAAAAAGCAGCUACAAAUAUCUUUAUUUUAUUUAUAUAUAACUUCAAUGAAAUAGUUUCGACGGUAUUGGAAAAACCAUCCUGAGGCUUUCCCCAAAUACCCCGGUAUACCGCCCAAGCCUUCCAGCGACAUGAUUGGUUUGACUACACCACUGAUAUCUCUCUCCUCUGUCCCCCUCCUAGACUCGAUGGCGUGGGAGUCGGUGCUGAUGGACUCUCUGGAAGAUAACAUCCCCAGGGCCAGGGCCGGACACUGCUCCGUGGCCAUCAACUCGCGCCUCUACGUCUGGAGCGGCCGGGACGGGUACCGUAAGGCCUGGAACAACCAGGUGUGCUGUAAGGACCUCUGGUACCUGGAGACAGGUGAGUCCGAGUCCCUUAGUUCACUUAAUCAGUCAGUAUGACGCUUGUUCAGAAAGAUGCUGUUGCUUGUUUCUGUGUGUUAAUUGAAAAUAUCAAUAAUUUUAAUUUUGAUGUAGAACACUUUAAAGUACAGUGAAUCUCGACAUGAUAACCUCUGAAGUACUUGUGUGUUGAAAUUUAACAGUACAAAUAAGUUGGGGGUUAUACAUCGAAUCUUUAAGAAAUCGAAAUGCUUGAACAUUUUUAAUCAGGUAGUUACUUUUUGAUUUUGUAAAUACUAACUGCUUCUCUGUUCCCCACAGAGAAGCCCCACCCCCCGUCACGGGUGCAGUUGGUGAGAGCCAACACCAGCAGCCUGGAGGUGAGCUGGGGGGCGGUACCUACUUCGGACACCUACCUGCUGCAGCUGCAGAAGUACGAUAUCCCCCCCGCCUCAGCCACCACCUCCCCCGGUGUCAGCCCCGUGACGUCACUACCGGUCAACUCCCCCAAGAGCCCCGUCACAGCCUCUGCUGCGGCGUCCGCCCAGGGCCACCCUCUCCAGGGCUUAACGCUGGUGCCCUCCCCCACCACCUCCAUGCCUGGGAGUCCACUGGCUGCUGCUAACACACGCGGGCCAGGUAACGACUACUGACGGACUCACUCCAUUUUAUUUUUAUUUCUGUAAUAUUUUAAAUGCUCUUUUUUUUUUUUUUUUGGGCUUAAUUCUCAAUACUGUUGUUAAUUAUAAUUGUGUCAAAACAAAAUCAAAGCGUUUCUUUCCAGAUCAGCCACCAUCUUAAACAAGGUUUUUAUUUUCUCCCCUACAGCUAUUCUGAAGGUGGCUGCUCCCCACUCCACCACAGGCACCUCCAUCGUCACGGUGAGACAGGCCAACCAGGGCGGGAAAUCUCCCGUAACGGUGACAUCACUUCCUGCCGGGGUCCGCAUGGUGGUGCCGGCCCAGGGCACACAGGGAACGGUACGAGUAAAGGACGUACGAUGGUCCCAAAUGGCCCCCUAUUUCCUAUAUAGUGCACUACUUUUUGACUAGGGCCCAUAGGGGAAUUCACACUACAAAUUAUCACCCUCAUGCACUUAAGGAAAUUACGAAUAUUAUGGAUGCAUUGGAACUAGUGGAUAUAUGGAGGCUUAAAUAUCCUGAUCUAGUGGAAUAUACACUACCGUUCAAAAUUUGGGGUCACUUAGAAAUUGUCAAAAUUUGGGGUCACUUAGAAAUGUCCUUGUUUUCGUAAGAAAAGCAAAAAAAUGUGUCCAUUUUAAAAUGACAUCAAUUGAUCAGAAAUGCAGUGUAGACAUAGUUGAUGUUGUAAAUGGCUAAUGUAGCUGUGUCCUGUGGCACGUUGUGUUUGCUAAUCUAAGUUUAUCAUUUUAAAAGGCUAAUUGAUCAUUAGAAAACCCUUUUGCAAUUAUGUUAGCACAGCUGAAAACUGUUUUGCUGAUUAAAGAAGCAAUAAAACUGGCCUUCUUGAGACUAGUUGAGUAUCUGGAGCAUCAGCAAUUGUGGAUUCGAUUACAGGAUCAAAAUGGCCAGAAACAAAAAACUUUCUUCUAAAACUCGUCAGUCUAUUCUUGUUCUGAGAAAUGAAGGCUAUUCCAUGCAAGAAAUUGCCAAGAAACUGAAGAUCUCGUACAACGCUGUGUACUACUCCCUUCACAGAACAGCGCAAACUGGCUCUAACCAGAAUAGAAAGAGGAGUGGGAGGCCCCGGUGCACAACUGAACAAGAGGACAAAUACAUUAGUGUCUCACAGGUCCUCAACUGGCAGCUUCAUUAAAUAGUACCCGCAAAACACCAGUCUCAACGUCAACAGUGAAGAGGCGACUCCGGGAUGCUGACCUUCUAGGCAGAGAUGCAAAGAAAAAGCCAUAUCUCAGACUGGCCAAUAAAAAGAAAAGAUUAAGAUGGGCAAAAGAACACAGACACUGGACAAAGGAAGAUUGGAAAAAAAGUGUUAUAGACAGGCGAAUCGAAGUUUGAGGUGUUCGGAUGACAAAGAAGAACAUUUGUGAGACGCAGACCAAAUAAAAAGAUGCUGUAGGAGUGCUUGAUGCCAUCUGUCAAGCAUGUGGAGGCAAUGUGAUGGUCUGGGGGUGCUUUGGUGGUGGUAAAGUGGGAGAUUUGUACAGGGUAAAAGGGAUCUUGAAGAAGGAAGGCUAUCACUCCAUUUUGCAACGAAGAAGAAGAAGAAGCAGUCAGCUGGUAUUCUGUCUAUAAUGGUGUGGCCAGCACAGUCACUGGAUCUCAACCCUACUGAGCUGUUGUGGGAGCAGCUUGACCGUGUGGGAGCAGCUUGACCUUGUGGGAGGUGCUUCAGGAAGCAUGGGGUGAAAUCUCUUCAGAUUACCUCAACAAAUUGACAACUAGAAUGCCAAAGGUCUGCAAGGCUGUAAUUGCUGCAAAUGGAGGAUUCUUUUGACGAAAGCAAAGUUUGAAGGACACAAUUAUUAUUUCUAUUAAAAAUCAUUAUUUCUAACCUUGUCAAUGACUACAUUUCCAAUGCAUUUUUGCUAUAUUUCCUAUUCAAACUCAUUUCAUGUAUGUUUUCAUGGAAAACAAGGACAUUUCUAAGUGACCCCAAACUUUUGAACGGUAGUGUACACGGCAGAGGAUCAAUCAAGCUGGUCGUCUUGACUACUCUCUUAUGGCAUUCUCGUUGGCACCAAAAGUUUAAAAAGUGUUGAUAGGGGGCAGAAUGCGGUCGGACUAUCAAAUAAUUGGCAUUACACAUUACUCUUACAGAAUAUCCGUGAGGGUAUUGGAAAUGUGAUCAAAGCCUACUGUGACAAAUUGUUUUUUUUACCAAGACAGAAGAAUUUAACUGACUUUUUCCUGCGUAACGGUACAGCAGAUCCUCUUAUUGUGAUGGACACUUUAAAAGUACCCUUAAUACGCAAAGCAAAAACUAUUUAGGUCAAGAGUUCAUCUUAAAAAAAGAAAAAAAUAGGAACUAUAUAUAAUUAUAAUACAUAUAUAACUAUGGAAGGACUAACAGUAUAAAUAGAUGGCAAUAAUAACUAACCAGAAUAAGUAAAGAGGAAAAACAAAAAUAAAUGGUGGAACUUAUUCAAGAAAGAUCAAGUGUAAUACAUUAUAAAAAAUUAAGCGAACUGGAUGGAAUAUGCACCAAAUCUAUUUUUUGAUCUUCAACAUAGAAAUGCUACCAAAAAGAAUUUACUGAAACUUGUUACAAAUGACGAGUCACCCAUGAUUCACAUAACAAUAUCUUGAAAGAGGAAGAUAACAAUAUUUUGAAAGAGGAAGCAAAGUACUUUAAGCAUAUGUUCUCAUUUCAUUCUCCUCCAUUUCCACUAACUGAAGUUAAUGGUAAGGAUAUUUUCUAUUAAUAGUGUAAAUUUAACAGAUAUACAGAGACUCAAGUGAAGGCCUAUUUACAGAGGAGGAACUUCUAGAUGCAAUUUAAAGCAUCUCCAGGGUGGAUGGCAUACCAGUUGAGGUACAGUGCAUUCGGAAAAGUAUUCAGACCCCUUGACUUCUUCCACAUUUUGUAACAUUACAGCCUUAUUCUAAAAUUGAUUAAAUUGUUGUUGUUUUUUUCUCGUCAAUCUACACACAAUACCCCAUAAUGACAAAGCAAAAACUGUUUUUUUAUUAAUUUGAGCAAAUAAAAAAAAAUACUGAAAUAUAAUAUUUACAUAAGUAUUCAGACCCUCUACUCAGUACUUUGUUGAAGCACCUUUGGCAGCGAUUACAGCCUCAAGUCUUUUUGGGUAUGACGCUACAAGCUUGGCACACCUGUAUUUGGGGAGUUUCUCCCAUUCUUCUCUGCAGAUCCUCUCAAGCUCUGUCGGGUUGGAUGGGGAGCGUCGCUGCACAUCUUUUUUCAGGUCUCUCCAGAGAUGUUCGAUCGGGUUCAAGUCCGGGCUCUGGUUGGGCCACUCAAGGACAUUCAGAGACUUGUCCCGAAGCCACUCCUGCGUUGUCUUUGCUGUGUGCUUAAGGUUGUUGUCCUGUUGGAAGGUGAACCUUCGCCUCAGUCUGAGGUCCUGAGCGCUCUGGAGUAGGUUUUCAUCAAGGAUCUCUGUACUUUGCUCCGUUCAUCUUUCCCUUGAUCCUGAUUUGUCUCCCAGUCCCUGCCGCUGAAAAACAUCUCCACAGCAUGAUGCUGCCACCACCAUGCUUCACCGUAGGGAUGGUGCCAGGUUUCCUCCAGACGUGACGCUUGGCAUUCAGGCCAAAGUGUUCAAUCUUAGUUUCAUCAGACAAGAAAAUCUUGUUUCUCAUGGUCUGAGAGUCCUUUAGGUGGCUUUUGGCAAACUCCAAGCGGGCUGUCAUGUGCCUUUUUACUGAGGAGUGGCUUCCGUCUGGCCACCCUACCAUAAAGGCCUGAUUGGUGGAGUGCUGCAGAGAUAGUUGUCCUUCUGGAAGGUUCUCCCAUCUCCUCAGAUGAACUCUGGAGCUCUGUCAGAGUGACCAUUGGAUUCUUGGCCACCUCCCUGACCAAGGCCCUUCUCCCCCGAUUGCUAAGUUUGGUCGGGCAGCCAGCUCUAGGAAGAGUCUUGGUGGUUCCAAACUUCUUCCAUUUAAGAACGAUGGAGGCCGCUGUGUUCUUGGGGAUCUUCAAUGCUGCAGACAUUUUUUUGGUAUCCUUCCCCAGAUCUGUGCCUCGACACAAUCCUGUCUCGGAGCUCUAUGGACAAUUCCUUCGAUCUCAUGCGCCUUUCCAAAUCAUGUCCAAUCAAUUGAAUUUACCACAGGUGGACUCCAAGUUGUAGAAACAUCUCAAGGAUGAUCAAUGGAAACAGGAUGCACCGGAGCUCAAUUUUCGAGUCUCAUAGCAAAGGGUCUGAAUACUUUCCGAAGGCACUGGAUAUCAAAUGUUUUUUGAUGUACUCAAAGGGACGUUAUUAACAUGUUUUAACCACUCCUAUAAAAACGGUAGACUAUCAGAUACUCAGCAAGAAGGUCUGAUUUCACUAUUACUGAAACAGGACCCAAGUGGUAAAUAUAAAGAUCCAGUCAAUUAAAAUAUUGGAGGCACCUUACACUUCAGUGUUGUGAUGCAAAAAUCCUAGCAAAAUGCUUAGAACAUAUAAUUAAAAAUAUAUUAUUCAUUCUAAUCAGACAGGUUUUUUACAUGGACGAUACAUUGGAGAUAAUAUAAGGCAAGUACUGGAAACAAUAGAACACUAUGAAAAAUCUGGGAAACCAGGCCUGCUAUUCAUAGCUGACUUUGAAAAGGCCUUUUAGUAAAGUACGACUGGAAUUUUAUAUAGAAAUGCCUGAACUGUUUUAAUUUUGGAGAAUCUCUUAUACAAUGGGUUAAAGUUAUGUAUAGUAACCCCAGGUGUAAAAUGGUAAAUAAUGGCUACUUCUCAGUAAGUAUUAAAUUGUCAAGAAGAGUAAAACAAGGCUGUCCAUUAUCGGCAUAUCUAUUUAUUAUGGCCAUCAAUGUUAGCUAUUAAAAAUCAGAUCCAACAAUGAUAUCAAGGGGAUUAGAAAUCCAGGGCUUAAAAACAAAGGUGUCAUUGUACGCUGACGAUUCAUGUUUUCUUCUAAAUCCGACAUUUGGAUCCCUGCACAGCCUCAUAGAGGAUCUAGAUGAUGUUUCUAGGCGGCAGGUAGCUUAGUGGUUAAGAGCGUUGUACCAGUAACCGAAAGGUUGCUGGUUCUAAUCCCCGAGCCGACUAGGUGAAAAAUCUGUCGAUGUGCCCUUGAGCAAGGCACUUAACCCUAAUUGCUCCUGUAAGUCGCUCUGGAUAAGAGCGUCUGCUAAAUGACCAAUUUAUUUAUUUUUUAUUUAUUUUUCUAACCUCUCUGGAUUAAAACCGAAUUAUGAUAAGAGCACAACAUUAGGUAUUGGAACUCUAAAAAUAUACGACUUUUACAUUACCGCGUAGUUUACAAAUAAAAUGGUCCGACGGUGAAGUGGACAUACUCGGUAUUCAUAUCCCGAAAUAAAUAAAUAAAUGAUCUCACUACUAUACAUUUUUUUAAUAGAAAAUUAGUCAAGUUAGAUAAGAUUUUACUACCAUGGAAAGGACAACACCUGUCUUUUUGGAAAAAAAUCACCCUGAUUUUAACUCUUUUUAGUCAUGUCCCAGUUUAUUUACUUAUGGGCCCUGCUAACACCUAUCAAUGUUUUUAUUAUAUGAGGCAAAAAUAUUCUACUUUAUUUUGAAAGGCAAGCCAGACGAAAUUUUAACCGGCCUAUUUAUUUUAUAUAAUGAAUAUGAAUUCGGAGGUCAAAUAUUAAAGCAUUGGACCUCUCACUGAAGGCUUUAGUCGUACAAAAACUAUACUUAAAUCCAAACAUUCUAUUGGUUGCACGAAUAUUGUGUCGUUUUGUGUAUCAGUUCAUAAACCAUGUGCCGUGGAAUCGGUACAUCGAAAAUCUCCUCCCAACUAUUUUUGCAACCUGUACGGUGCAGCUAAAAAUUAAAUUAAAAUAAACACUAUUUCUCAAUUUUCUUUAGCCAAUUUUGGUCUUUAGUGCAGGGCCGACAGAAAAGUUCCUUUUCCCUCUUCCACUUGCCUACUCCAUUUUUGAGGUAAUGCUGCUUUUUUGUUGUAAUUUGACAAUUUGUAAAAUGACUAAAAUGUAAAUGUACUUUUGGAUAGAGCAGAGAUUUUUGUUAUCUGCAUGUGUGCCAUAACUCCACCAGUUCUAUUUAUGAUAUAAUUUAUAAAGAUGAUACCGUUUUUAUUUUCGAAGCCCGACCGAGUCAUAUAGUUGUUGAGCAUCACAACUUAUUUAUACAAAAUAUCAUUGGUUAAUUGGUUUGACUUGAUUGUGUACACCUGGGGCAAUGGACAUUCAGCAUUUACAAAAUGUUCGGAUAGAAAUGUAUUGUGUAGAUCCAAUAUGACUGUCAGAUUGGAGUAGUAUAGGAGAUCGUAUCCAAUAUGACUGUCAGAUUGGAGUAGUAUAGGAGAUCGUAUCCAAUAUGACUGUCAGAUUGGAGUAGUAUAGGAGAUCGUAUCCAAUAUGACUGUCAGAUUGGAGUAGUAUAGGAGAUCGUAUCCAAUAUGACUGUCAGAUUGGAGUAGUAUAGGAGAUCAUGUUCUCUAUUUAUUAUAUGUCUUCAACAGGCAGUUCCAGAUACAACCCUGCCAUUAGUUGAAGACAGCCAAUCCAAUAGUAACAUAAAAAUGGUCACUUCCUGAUAUCUGUAUUCAAAUAUAUAUAUAUAUAUAUAUUUUUAAGUAGUUGCUUUCUCAGAUCUGUAUUCAAAUAGUUUAGUAAAGUAGUCACUUUCUGAGAUCUGUAUUAAAAUAGUUUUAAAAAGUAGAUAUUUUUUUUUAGAUCUGUAUUCAGAUAGUUGAAGUCACCUCUAAAGUAACUUUAUUCACCCUGGAAAAUAGUUACUUUCCACAAGUUAUCCCCAGGUCUGAUUAAUGCACAACAAGUUUAGUUCCUUCUCUUACAUCGAUCCUUCCCUAAUCCUAUGAGUACCAAAACCUUAUGCACUUCGAGAUUAUUCUUGUAAAAAAAAAAAAAAAAAAGUUAUUUAUAAAUGUACAUUUUUCCAUAUCUGCUUCCUCCCUUUCUCCUUCUCAGCCAAUGGGCAGCAGCCCUCAGAUGAGUGGCAUGGCUGCGCUGGCUGCAGCUGCUGCGGCCACCCAGAAGAUCCCGCCCUCCACGGCCACCAUGCAGCUACCAGCUGGUGCUACUAUGGUCAAGACCGUGGCCAUGAGCCCCGGAUCACAGACUGUCAAAGUAGCCUCGCCUGUUAUGGUAAGAGAUCCCUGGACUAACACACACACACACCCCAUGUAAACCUCUGCUGUUAAUUAUAAACUCUUCUGGUUCACUAGAGCGAUUUGUUUAUCAAGGCUACACUCCAAUAUCCACAGUACCUACUUCCUCUCUCUCCUUCUUCUCUCUCCUCUAUCUUUCUCUCUGUCUGUCUGUCUGUCUGUGUUUCACUCGGGUCUCUCACCCGGUGUCGCCCUCCUAGGUUAGUAACCCAGCCACCCGCAUGCUGAAGACUGCUGCGGCUCAGGUGGGCACGUCAGGUGUCGCCACACCCGGAACGCCCACUCGCCCAAUCAUCACCGUGCACAAGUCUGGCACGGUGACGGUCGCCCAGCAACACCAGGUGGUUACCACGGUAGUGGGAGGAGUCACUAAGACCAUCACCCUGGUCAAGAGUCCCCUUACUAUGGGGGGAGGCGGAACACUGGUAAGAUGAUUUUUAGUGGCCUUGGCAGGAUCCAUAAAUUGGCCAGCUAACUUUGAUAAACAUUCAGAAAUAACUAGAUUUUUUGGUUCUACGGUUUGGAAUAGUUGUUGUAUGAAUCAAUUGAAUUAAUAAUAAUAAUAUAUGAAGUAACUUUUAUAAUUCAGAAAUGACUUUCGAUUUUCUGGUUUGGUUUUUGGUUAAGCCAAAGCUAAACUUGGAAUAUGGGUUGUAUUUGUUGAAUUAAUGCCAAUUCCCAUUUCAAGCAUCCUUCCUAUAAAAGAUGUUUAAAUAAAUCUGAACAUUGAAGCUAAGCAAGUUAUCUGGGUAGCUCAUUGAACCCCAGCUUUGUGACAUACCCGUACACCUGGUUUAGCAGUGACUCACUGCAUCUGUUUUGUGCCCCGUUCUAAGCUGACUGCAGCCAACCAGGGUCAAAACAAACUGAUGUCUGGCAAGGACGUACAGAAUUGGGUUAGUUAGGAUGCAUUCUGUUGUCUUUUACAUGCAUAACAAACAGUCCAUUCCCCGACGGGGGUCACACACACAUACUAAACAUGUACUGUAUGGAAGUCGCUUUGGAUAAAAGCAUCUGCUAACCUCCAUAAAUGAAUGAAUUAAUUGUAUUUGUGACAAAUGUAAAAUACCCACCCAUGUAUGUUAUUAUCUGACAUUAAAUUGGCCUAUCUUGAUAAAGUCAUGUGGAAAGCAUCUGCUAAGUAGCAUAUAUUAUAUUAUGUUUAUAAAUAGACCUAUCUUGAUAAUAUAAAGCGUGUGUUGUUUUGACAAGUCUCUCCUCUGUAAUCUGACUGUCUCUCCUCUGUCCUCCAGCUGUCCAACUGUCCAACCUGGGAAAGGUGAUGUCAGUGGUCCAGACGAAGCCUGGUCAGACCGGAGCGGUGACGGGACAGGCUGGCUCCAGCCUGCAGCACAUCAUACAGGUCAGUAGUCUGAUCUGGAUCAGGGAUGGGUGACUCCAGUCCUCUCAGUAGUCUGAUCUGGAUCAGGGAUGGGUGACUCCAGUAGUCUGAUCUGGAUCAGGGAUGGGUAACUCCAGUAGUCUGAUCUGGAUCAGGGAUGGGUAACUCCAGUAGUCUGAUCUGGAUCAGGGAUGGGUGACUCCAGUCCUCUCAGUAGUCUGAUCUGGAUCAGGGAUGGGUGACUCCAGUCCUCUCAGUAGUCUGAUCUGGAUCAGGGAUGGGUGACUCCAGUCCUCUCAGUAGUCUGAUCUGGAUCAGGGAUGGGUAACUCCAGUAGUCUGAUCUGGAUCAGGGAUGGGUGACUCCAGUCCUCUCAGUAGUCUGAUCUGGAUCAGGGAUGGGUGACUCCAGUCCUCUCAGUAGUCUGAUCUGGAUCAGGGAUGGGUGACUCCAGUCCUCUCAGUAGUCUGAUCUGGAUCAGGGAUGGGUGACUCCAGUCCUCUCAGUAGUCUGAUCUGGAUCAGGGAUGGGUAACUCCAGUCCUCUCAAUAGUCUGAUCUGGAUCAGGGAUGGGUGACUCCAGUCCUCUCAGUAGUCUGAUUUGGAUCAGGGAUGGGUGACUCCAGUCCUCUCAGUAGUCUGAUUUGGAUCAGGGAUGGGUGACUCCAGUCCUCUCAGUAGUCUGAUCUGGAUCAGGGAUGGGUGACUCCAGUCCUCUCAGUAGUCUGAUCUGGAUCAGGGAUGGGUAACUCCAGUCCUCUCAGUAGUCUGAUCUGGAUCAUUUAGUUCAGGGAUGGGUAACUCCCAGUUCUGUGAAUGACUAGCACUCUAUACCAGGGAUGGGUAACUCCCAGUUCUGUGAAUGACUAGCACUCUAUACCAGGGAUGGGUAACUCCCAGUUCUGUGAAUGACUAGCACUCUAUACCAGGGAUGGGGAACUCCCAGUUCUGUGAAUGACUAGCACUCUAUACCAGGGAUGGGGAACUCCCAGUUCUGUGAAUGACUAGCACUCUAUACCAGGGAUGGGGAACUCCCAGUUCUGUGAAUGACUAGCACUCUAUACCAGGGAUGGGGAACUCCCAGUUCUGUGAAUGACUAGCACUCUAUACCAGGGAUGGGUAACUCCCAGUUCUGUGAAUGACUAGCACUCUAUACCAGGGAUGGGGAACUCCCAGUUCUGUGAAUGACUAGCACUCUAUACCAGGGAUGGGGAACUCCCAGUUCUGUGAAUGACUAGCACUCUAUACCAGGGAUGGGUAACUCCAGUCCUCGGGGGCCUGAUUUGGGAUCUCACUUUUUUCCCCAUCCCUAGCAAACACAGCUGAUUUUAAACUAAUGACAUUCCAAACUGAAGACCAUGAUUAGUUGAUUAUUGGAGUCAGGUGUGUUUGCAGGCACUGGGGCAAAAUUGUGUCUCCAAUUAGGCCCAUGAGGAGUUGGACAACCCUGAUUUAGGGCUUGUGUCCAGGACCAGUUUUAACAUCUGUGGGUAUGUUUGAAAUGUCUUUAGAUCUAGUGGAAAAAUCUCUAGACAGCCUAGUCCUAGUCUGUUCUGAUGUGCUUGAUCAGUCUAGUGUUCUGAUGUGCAGGAUCAGUCUAGUGUUCUGAUGUGCAGGAUCAGUCUAGUGUUCUGAUGUUGCAGGAUCAGUCUAGUGUUCUGAUGUUGCAGGAUCAGUCUAGUGUUCUGAUGUGCAGGAUCAGUCUAGUGUUCUGAUGUGCAGGAUCAGUCUAGUGUUCUGAUGUUGCAGGAUCAGUCUAGUGUUCUGAUGUGCAGGAUCAGUCUAGUGUUCUGAUGUGCAGGAUCAGUCUAGUGUUCUGAUGUUGCAGGAUCAGUCUAGUGUUCUGAUGUGCAGGAUCAGUCUAGUGUUCUGAUGUUGCAGGAUCAGUCUAGUGUUCUGAUGUUGCAGGAUCAGUCUAGUGUUCUGAUGUGCAGGAUCAGUCUAGUGUUCUGAUGUUGCAGGAUCAGUCUAGUGUUCUGAUGUGCAGGAUCAGUCUAGUGUUCUGAUGUGCAGGAUCAGUCUAGUGUUCUGAUGUUGCAGGAUCAGUCUAGUGUUCUGAUGUGCAGGAUCAGUCUAGUGUUCUGAUGUGCAGGAUCAGUCUAGUGUUCUGAUGUGCAGGAUCAGUCUAGUGUUCUGAUGUUGCAGGAUCAGUCUAGUGUUCUGAUGUGCAGGAUCAGUCUAGUGUUCUGAUGUGCAGGAUCAGUCUAGUGUUCUGAUGUGCAGGAUCAGUCUAGUGUUCUGAUGUGCAGGAUCAGUCUAGUGUUCUGAUGUGCAGGAUCAGUCUAGUGUUCUGAUGUGCAGGAUCAGUCUAGUGUUCUGAUGUGCAGGAUCAGUCUAGUGUUCUGAUGUGCAGGAUCAGUCUGCCAACCUGCGAUAUCUUUCUCAAAGGACCAUGUUUCAUGUUGUACGUCAGCUUCCACCUCUUAUCUUCACCUCCGACCCCUAACCCUCAACCCCUCCAUCUCCUUCCUUUCAACCAGACUAAAGGUCCCCUCCCGGCGGGCACCAUCCUGAAGCUAGUGACAUCAGCAGACGGGAAGCCCACCACGAUCAUCACAACGUCCCAGGCUGGGACCGUUGGGGGAAAGCCUACCAUUCUGUCUUACAGCGGCAUGCCCACCACAACCAAACCUGGCACACACAUCAUCAAGACCAUACCCAUGUCUGCCAUCGGACAAGCAGGUUAGUUCUGUCUGCUUCCUAUAUAUAUCAACCAAUUAAUCAAUCAAUUAAUCCAAUCAAUUGAUCGGCUUAUUUAUAAAGCCCUUUUUUACAUUAUGUCACAAAAUGCUUUACCUUGAAAGCAAUUUGUGACAAAUAUUGUUGUUAAAAGAGGGCUUUCUAGAUAGUUUGAUUCAUAGAAGUCAGCACUACAUUUGGGAUUUGUAGAAUGUUUUCGUAGUGGCCCAUUGGUGCAACCAAAUCAACCAUUUUUAAAUGUGUAUACAUAUAACUUGAAUCUGUUGUCUGGUCAGGAGUGACAGGAAGUGGUAUGAAGUCCCCCAUUACCAUCAUCACCACUAAGAUGAUGACACCAGGCACCGGGACUCCAGGCAAGAUCAUCAGCGCUAUGCCCAGAGCUGGUGCUGGCCAGCAGGGACUCACACAGGUACACCCAACCCUCUCUAACCUUAACCCUGGUACAAUAACACCAAGCAAGAUCAUCGGCGCUAUGCCCAGAGCUGGGGCUGGCCAGCAGGGACUCACACAGGUACACCCAACCCUCUCUAACCUUAACCCUGGUACAAUAACACCAAGCAAGAUCAUCGGCGCUAUGCCCAGAGCUGGUGCUGGCCAGCAGGGACUCACACAGGUACACCCAACCCCCUCUAACCUUAACCCUGGUACAAUAACACCAAGCAAGAUCAUCGGCGCUAUGCCCAGAGCUGGGGCUGGCCAGCAGGGACUCACACAGGUGGUACUGUACAGCCUUACCCGCUCCAGUCCCUAACCUGGGUCAGGUAAAAAGAACGUUGUAAAAGGUAUGAAAAGCAGGAGGAAACCGUGCUAUACAUCUCUGUUCUGGCUACAGGCUCCAGUUCAGGCUGGGCAAUAUGGCCCAAAUAUAAUAUCAUACAUUAUUUUUUUUGCCGGUGGUAUUUGACAGCAUUUUGUUUUUGAAUAAUAGAAGUUCAAAAAAAUGCUUUGAGUAAGUUCAUGACCCCUAUGGUGGCAACACAUAAAUUAUAAGUGAUUUUCGAUGGGUCUUUAUCCAUUCUGAUUUGUUUUAUACUGUUCAAUAAUCCAACUUCAAACAAAAAUAACUUUAGGGCAUUUUCUACCAUUUUCAUUUCCACGCUGUGCCACGCAGGGCUGCUAUGCCAUCUAAUUGCAGUCGCUGUACUCAUAAUAUACAGGAGAACUAUGGUGAGGAUCGCCGUGUUGCAAGCCCAGCUUCAGAUGCAAUCGUUAAGCAAGGGCAAUGUAAGUGUAGGAAAGGAUUUUAUUUAUUUAACCAGGUAAGCCAGUUGAGAACAAGUUCUCAUUUACAACUGCGACCUGGCCAAGAUAAAGCAAAGCAGUGCGAAUAAAACAACAACAACAACACAGAGUUACAUAUGGGAUAAAACAGCGUCUGUGACACCAGUAAGUACAGAUAGUAGUAUACAGUGCCUUCGGAAAGUAUUCAGACCCCUUGAUUUUCCCCACAUUUUGUUACGUUACAGCCUUAUUCUAAAAUUGAUAAAAUUGUUUUUUUUCCCCCUCAAUCUACACACAAUACCCCAUAAUGACAAAGCAAAAACAGGUUGUUAGAAAUGUUUGCUAAUUUAUUAAAAAUAAAUAUCACAUUUACAUAAGUAUUCAGACCCUUUACGCAGUACUUUGUUGAAGCACCUUUGGCAGCGAUUACAGCGUUGAGUCUUCUUGGGUAUGACGCUACAAGCUUGGCACACCUGUAUUUGGGGAGUUUCUUCAUUCUUCUCUGCAGAUCCUCUCAAGCUCUGUCAGGUUGGAUGGGGAGCGUCGCUGCACAGCUAUUUUCAGGUCUCUCCAGAGAUGUUAGAUCGGGUUCAAGUCCGGGCUCUGGCUGGGCCACUCAAGGACAUUCAGAGACUUGUCAGGAAGCCACUCCUGCGUUGUCUUGGCUGUGUGCUUAGGGUCGUUGUCCUGUUGGAAGGUGAACCUUCGACCCAGUCUGAAGUCCUGAGUGCUCUGGAGCAGGUUUUCAUCAAGGAUCUCUCUGUACUUUUCUCCAUCUUUCCCUCAAACCUGACUAGUCUCCCAGACCCUGCCGCUGAAAAACAUCUCCACAGCAUGAUGCUGCCACCACCAUGCUUCACUGUAGGGAUGGUGCCAGGUUUCCUCCAGACUUGACGCUUGGCAUUCAGGCCAAAGAGUUCAAUCUUGGUUUCAUCAGACCAGAGAAUCUUGUUUCUCAUGGUCUGAGAGUCCUUUAGGUGCCUUUUGGCAAACUCAAAGCGGGCUGUCGUGCCUUUUAUUGAGGAGUGGCUUCCGUCUGGCCACCCCUACCAUAAAGGCCUGAUUGGUGGUGUGCUGCAGAGAUGGUUGUCCUUCUGGAAGGUUCUCCCAUCUCCACAGAGGAACUCUGGAGCUCUGUCAGAGUGACCAUCGGGUUCUUGGUCACCUCCCUGACCAAUGCCCUACUCCCCCGAUGACUCAGUGUGGCUGGGCGACCAGCUCUAGGAAGAGUCUUGGUGGUUCCAAACUUCUUCCAUUUAAGAACGAUGGAGGCCACUGUGUUCUUGGGGACCUUCAAUGCUGCAGACAUUUUUUUGGUACCCUUCCCCAGAUCUGUGCCUCGACACAAUCCUGUCUCGGAGCUCUACGGACAAUUCCUUCGACCUCAUGGCUUGGUUUUUGCUCUGACAUGCACUGUCAACAGUGGGACCUGAUAUAGACAGGUGUGUGCCUUUCCAAAUCAUGUCCAAUCAAUUGAAUUUACCACAGGUGGACUCCAAUGAAGUUGUAGAAACAUCUCAAAGAUCAAUGGGAACAGGAUGCACCUGAGCGCAAUUUCGAGGAUCAUAGCAAAGGGUCUGAAUACUUAACGAAAUAAGUUAUUGCUGUUUUAUUUUAAAUACAUUUUCAAAAAUGUCUAACAUGUUUUCGCUUUUGUCAUUAUGGGGUUUUGUGUGUAGAUUGAUGAGGAUAUUUUUUUUCUUCUUCUAUUUUAGAAUAAGGCUGUAAAGUAAUACUUUCCAAAGAUAGUGUAAAUCUUUCUUCUGGAAACAAAUGCUGUCGGCAUGCUCAACCAGUGUCGCUCAUUCAGCCGACAAAACUUUCAACCGGUUCUCCCCAUUUAAGCAACGAGUCAGAGGCCGAGCCUUCUCAGGUCUCUCCUCCACCCGUUACGGGGUCUGAGUCAGAGGCCGAGCCUUCUCAGGUCUCUCCUCCACCCGUUACGGGGUCUGAGCCACCGAAGCCUCCCACCAUUAGCUCUGACAAAUUGAAAACCGUAGUCAUUGGCAACUCCAUUACCCGCAAUAUUAGACUUAGAAAUACACUGUUUACCAGGGGGCAGGGCUACCGAUAUAAAGGCUAAUCUGUAGAGGGUGCUGGCUAAGGCUCAAACUGGCGAGUAUAGGGAUAUUGUUAUCCACGUCGGCACCAAUGAUGUUAGGAUGAAACAGUCAGAGUUUACCAAGCGCAACAUAGCUUCAGCGUGUAAAUUAGCUAUAAAGAUGUCGGCACUGAGUAAUUGUCUCUGGCCCCCUCCCAGUUAGGGGAAGUGAUGAGCUCUACAGCAUUCUCUCAAAACUCAGUCGCUGGUUGAGAACUGUUUUCUGCCCCUCCCAAAAGAUAGAAUUUGUCGAUAAUUGGCCCUCUUUCUGGGACUCACCCACAAACAGGACCAAGCCUGGCCUGCUGAGGAGUGACGGACACCAUCCUAGCUGGAGGGGUGGGCAGCACCUUGAAUACAUUGUUAUUUGAUAUGACAACGAAUGAAUAAACCAGGGAGGAAUUAUUGACGUGUAGGAACCAAAAGUGUUUGUCAGUGUAUCCAGGGGACCCUAAUUAGAUGUUACAUUACCUCAUGUAGCUAGCUAACAUUUCCACGCUUCGCCCAUUCCUUUCUGAUUUUAGAAGAUACCGUUGCACAAACAACAUGCUGAUCUAGGUCAACACCAUCACUGGUACCAGGCUGUGUAAGCUAGCUAAGUUUGCUCUGCAUCUUAGUACAUUUAGCUAGCUAGUUAACGUUAGCCAGCUUACUAGCGAUUAGCAUUAGCAGCUAACACAAUUUUAUUUUAGCCACAACUUCCUAAGAAAAGACAAACUAGCAGACAGUAGUUUUCAGAGAGUACAAACUAAUAGUGUAAUUAUCAUACAAGGCUUAUGGAAAGCAGCAUUUUUUUUCACCAACAUGUUGUCGCAUCCAUCUGACCGUGCGGAGUGAACAGCAAAAGUGCUCGUGACUCCGUGGUCGAGCGACUGCUUCUGUCCUCAGGAGGCUGAGAAUAUUUGGCAGCUACGCCAUUGUAUGGCAGCUACGCCAUUGUAUGGCAGCUACGCCAUUGUAUGGCAGCUACGCCAUUGUAUGGCAGCUACGCCAUUGUAUGGCAGCUACGCCAUUGUAUGGCAGCUGCUUGGCAUGCGACUGCAAAGGCGCUACAGAGGGUAGUACGUACGGCCCAGUACAUCACUGGAGCCAAGCUUCCUGCCAUCCAGGACCUCUAUACCAGGCGGUGUUGGUUAACUAUUUAACUAUCUGCGUUGACCCUUUUUGCGAUAUCUUUUUUGAGUCACAUACACUGCUGCUACUGUUUUUAUUAUGUCACUUUAUCCCUAGUUAUAUGUACAUAUCUACCUCAAUUACCUCAUACCAGGCAGGGGGCAGGACAGGGCAGGGGACAUGGGCGGGGCAGGACAGGACAGGGAGCGGGGCUUGGUUAGCGGCAUGUAGCAGGAGGAAAGGGAGAAAGAUGAUUCUAGUAGCAAACCGAGUCAACUAUAAAAACGUAGAUUACACGCACCGGAGUUACGUAUCACAUUUAACAAAGCAAACAUCGAAAUGCCGUUAUAGAAGGUAAGUAAAAACCCAAACUGGUCCGUGCAUCAAUACCAGUAUAUAUUAAAUACAGUAAACCGUUCAGCCCUGAGUCCAUUAGUCAAAUAUCAAACUGUUGUUCAGGUUAAUGUAAUAAUCCAUUUUUUUUUUUUGAAGUCUCCAUGUUCAACCAAAAGCUGCAUACAUUUUUCUGUUGACUACCUAAAUAAGUUUGAUGUGGGUAUAUUUCACCUGUAUGUUUCUACCCAGUUGUUUUUAUUAUAAUUAUGUUUCUACCAGGUUGUUUUUAUAAUAAUAAUAAUUAUUAUUAUUAGGAUGUUUCUACCAGGUUGUUGUGAUUAUGGUUCUACCAGGUUGUUGUUAUUUAUUAUGAUGUUUCUACCAGGUGGUGCUGAAGGGUGCCCCAGGACAGCCCGGGACUAUUUUACGGACCGUCCCCAUGGGAGGAGUACGUCUCGUCUCCCCGGUAACUGUUUCCGGUGUCAAACCUAACGUCACCACCCUUGUUGUCAAGGGAACCACAGGUAAGGAUGUUCAGUGACCCUCUUGACAAUAGCGUUGCUAGACGGCGUUCUAGCUUCUUCCUGGACUGGUUGUGUCCCUAAAGAUUCAUUUUUGUUAGUGACACCAUUGAAUCAUCAACAGUCAGAUGCAUUGCACCAUCAUGCUUUAGCUUGUGCUGUUUUGCAGCAUCAGUCCCAAUAGAUUAGCCUGGGUUACCAGUAUGUUAGUGCUAACAUUCCACUCCUUUAACCACGCCUUGUGGAAUGUUAGCACAAAACAGGUCUGGAUUUCAGGCAACCAAUAUAUACGUAAUCGACAAUCAAUUACUGUUGUCCCUCUCCAGGUGUGACCACGUUUGGUACGGUGACCGGUACAGUGUCUACGAGCCUGGCAGGUGGAAGUGUUGCCACGGCUACUCCCAUCACCACCUUGGGCGCUAUGACCACUCUGCCUGGACAGGUCACUGACUCCGCAGCUCAGGUACAGUUUAUGUAGACUGCGUUUACACAGGCAGCCCGAUUUAUUGGAAAAGGAUCUGAUUGGUCAAAAGACCAAUUUAGUGGGGGGGGGGGGGGCGGGAUAUCAGAAUUGGGCUACCUUUUGUAAAAGCAGUGUCGGUGUCUUAUCUGCUUACGUUUCUUAAGUCAGGAAAGGUGUUCCCGUUUUUAACCAGUUUGGUACAGAUGCAUCCAUCCUGUCAUGUUGUCGUCAUUAAUACUUGCAGUGGGUUGACUCCCAUUUUUAAUUUUCUGCUGUGCUUGUCCUGCUGGUGGCACAUGCAGUGAUAUACGCCUGGGGAGACAGCAAGCUCACUGUGAAAAGCAGACCUUGCAGUGCUUCUCGUAUGAACUGUGGCGCUUCUUUUCUGGUCAGACACGCCAUUAUGAAAACACCUGUAGAAAACAUCGUACUUGGAAUUAUUUCAAUUUAAUUUAAAUAUGUUUUAUUUAUUCAAAUAUGUAUUUUUUUGUAUUGAAACUUGUUUUAUUGACCUCUUCUGUGUGUGUGAUGUAAGGAUUUAUUUUCCAUAUUUAAAAACUGUUUUUAUUGACAUUCUGUCCUGUGUGUCAACGUUCUAUUGACCUCCUGUACUCUUCCUGUCCUCCAGGCGGGAGGUCAGCCCACCCAGGUGACCCUGAUCACGACCCCAAGUGGUGUGGAUGCUCAGCCUGUCCACGACCUGCCGGUCUCCAUCCUGUCCUCCCCCACCUCCGCCGACCCCUCCUCCACCCAGCCUGAGGCAGGCGACCCAGGCACGGUGACCCUGGUCUGCUCGAACCCCCCUUGCGAGACCCACGAGACCGGCACCACCAAUACAGCUACCACGGCCUCCGCUAACAUGACCGGUAAUGGUGGGGUGGAGAGGGUGUGUUCAAACCCGCCGUGUGAAACCCACGAGACCGGCACCACCAAUACGGCUACCACGGCCUCCGCUAACAUGACCGGUAAUGGUGGGGUGGAGAGGGUGUGUUCAAACCCGCCCUGCGAGACCCACGAGACCGGCACCACCAAUACGGCUACCACGGCCUCCGCUAACAUGACCGGUAAUGGUGGGGUGGAGAGGGUGUGUUCAAACCCGCCGUGCGAAACCCACGAGACCGGCACCACCAAUACGGCUACCACGGCCUCCGCUAACAUGACCGGUAAUGGUGGGGUGGAGAGGGUGUGUUCAAACCCGCCCUGCGAGACCCACGAGACCGGCACCACCAAUACGGCUACCACGGCCUCCGCUAACAUGACCGGUAAUGGUGGGGUGGAGAGGGUGUGUUCAAACCCGCCCUGCGAGACCCACGAGACCGGCACCACCAAUACUCAAACGAUGGCGUCCUCCAACAUGGGCCAGGUACAGCAGCUGUGCACCAACCCCCCGUCAGAUACAGGCGGCACCAACCCCCCGUCAGAGACCCACGAUACAGGCACUACCAACACCCCGACCACUGCCAGCUGCAACAUGGGGUCCAACAAGCAACAGCAAGGCUCCAGUGUGACAAACACCACCAGCGGGUCUGAUCCCCCGUCCUCGCCGCUCCCCUCCUCCGGAGCCCUCUCCCCCUCGUCUGUCUCCGGGGCCGUGUCUGCGCCGGGGGUGCUGCGACCAGAGACCCUGAGAACAGGGACCACCUACACCUCCACCACCGCCCGCUCUAACAUGGGCUCUGAUAAGAUGGGGAUGAGUCUCAGCUCCUCGUCCUCCGACAGCCAGAGCAAGUCGUCCAGCGGUGGAGUCACCUCCCCUGUGUGCUCCAGUCCACGCUGUGAAACACACCAGACAGACACCGCCACGGCCGGAGCUGGAGGCAGCAGCGCCACGCAGGUCUGCUCCAGUCCACCUUGUGAAACACACCAGACUGGCACCACGACUGUCUCGACGCAGGCCAACUCCAGUAUGGGCAACGGGAAGACUACAGGGACAGCGCAGAGGGUCUGCUCCAACCCACCGUGUGAGACGCAUGAGACCGGGACGACCAACACCCCGUCUCAGGCUACGUCCAACCUGGCGGGAACGGGCACGGUCCAGGAAGUCUGCUCCAACCCACCGUGUGAGACGCAUGAGACCGGGACGACCAACACCCCGUCUCAGGCUACGUCCAACCUGGCGGGAACGGGCGCGGUCCAGGAAGUCUGCUCCAACCCACCGUGUGAGACGCAUGAGACCGGGACGACCAACACCCCGUCUCAGGCUACGUCCAACCUGGCGGGAACGGGCACGGUCCAGGAAGUCUGCUCCAACCCACCGUGUGAGACUCAUGAAACGGGAACCACCAACACAGCUACUACUGCCACAGGUAAGAACUACUGCUAUCUAUCCACUGAACAUGACGGUGUCUUUAACCCAUUCAGAUGUUAGGUCUCAUCGCUGCUCUCAGAGGCUGUUUAUAGGGAGGAUUUUUUUUUUCUCCCGGAUACAGAGUAAGUCUGGUCCUAGACUAUAUAAAGUCUAUGGGCGGCAGGUGGCUUAGUGGGUAAGAGCGUUGUGCCAGUAACCGAAAGGUCGCUGGUUCUAAUCCCCGAGCCGACUAGGUGAAAAAUCUGUCGAUGUGCCCUUGAGCAAGGCACUUAACCCUAUUUGCUCCUGUAAGUCGCUCUGGAUAAGAGCGUCUGCUAAAUGACUUAUUAUUAUUAUUAUUAUUACUCAAAGGUGAAUCUCCAUAAGGAAUAGAUUAGGCUUAAUCUAGGUCUGGGAAAUUGUCCCUUAGGCUGCGUUUACACAGGCCUACACAGCCUGAUUCUGAUAUUUUGCCCAAUUGUUGGCAAAAGGCUGAUCUGAUUGGUCCAAAGAUCAGAAUUGGUCUGCCUGUAUAAACGCAGCCUUAGUGUUUUAAAACCGAAGAUUGGGAGUUAAGAUGUUAGUAAUAUUUUCUCCUACCUACAUGCAGUAUGUUUUAGUCUUAAUUUUGGGAUGUUUUAGUCUUAAUUUUGGGAUGUUUUAGUCUUAAUUUUGGGAUGUUUUAGUCUUAAUUCUGGGAUGUCCCUCCUCCCUCCAGCCCAGCCUGGUGACUCGACACAGGGAGACAACGGAACUACGGAGGCUCCCUCGUCGUCCUCGGUAACCACAGAGUCCAGCGCCGUGGUGGCGUCUGGCCGAGCAGUUACCACGGUUACCCAGUCCACACCCACACCUGGACCCUCUGUACCUGUAAGGACCACACAAGGCUGCUAUAGGGUCAGCUCUCUUGAGGUUGUGGUUAGCGUGCUUGCCUUGCGAUAAGGCAACCCUGGUUCAAGCCCCGCAGCCAAUCACUGCACUAUAGACUGUUGGAGGCGUUUAUUUUAGAACAUAAGUUUGGAUUCAACCCUUUAUUUCCUCAACCCAACCCUUUCUUUCCCUAAACCAACCCUUUAUUUCCUUAACCCAACCCUUUCUUUCCUAACCCAACCCUUUCUUUCCCUAACCCAACCCUUUCUUUCCCUAACCCAACCCUUUCUUUCCCUAACCCAACCCUUUCUUUCCCUAACCCAACCCUUUCUUUCCCUAACCCAACCCUUUCUCUCCUAACCCAACCCUUUCUUUCUUUCCCUAACCCAACCCUUUCUUUCUUUCCUUAACCCAACCCUUUCUUUCUUUCCUUAACCCAACCCUUUCUUUCUUUCUUUCCCUAACCCAACCCCUUUCUUUCUUUCUUUAACCCAACCCUUUUCUUCUUUCCUUACAACCCACAACCCUUCUUCUUUCUUUACUUUACAACCCAACCCUUUCUUUCUUUUAAACAACCCAACCCUUUCUUUCUUUAACCCAACCCUUUAUUUCCUUAACCCAACCCUUUCUUUCCUUAACCAACCCUUUCUUUCCUUAACACAACCCUUUCUUUCUUUAACCCAACCCUUUAUUUCCUUAACCAACCCUUUCUUUCCUUAACCCAACCCUUUCUUUCCUUAACCCAACCCUUUCUUUCCUUAACCCCAAACCCCUUCUUCUACAACCCUUUCCCUAACCCAACCCUUUCUUCCCUAACCCAACCCUUUCUUUCUUAACCAACCCUUUUUCUCUUUUUUCCUUAACACAACCCUUUCGUUUCCUUAACCCAACCCUUUCUUUCGUUAACCAACUCCUUUCUUUCCCUAAAACCAAAACCCUUUCUUUCCCUAACCCACCCUUUCUUUCCUUAAUUUCCUUAAACCCCCGUUCUUUCCUUAACCCAACCGUUCUUUCCUUACCCAACCCUUCUCUCCUUCAACCAACCCUUUCUCUCCCUAACCCAACCCUUUCUCUCCCUAACCCAACCCUUUCUCUUUCCUUCUUCCUUCCACCAGGAGAUCUCGUCGAUGUCUGGGUCGUCUGAGGCGAUGGCCGCGGCGUGUAUAGAGGGGGAGGAGGCCAUGCAGACUGACUCUCUCCCAGAGGGCACCGUGAGGGUUGUGACCCUGGAGGAGGCUGCUGCAGCUGGGAUACAGGUCCAUGUGGAGGGCAUGGAGGAACAGAACCAGGGGGAGCAGGAGGUACAUUACAAUACAUACAGUACCACACAUAUAUACAUACAGUACCACACAUAUAUACAUACAGUACCACACAUAUAUACAUACAGUACCACACAUACAGUGGGGAAAAAAAGUAUUUAGUCAGCCACCAAUUGUGCAAGUUCUCCCACUUAAAAAGAUGAUUUUCAUCAUAGGUACACGUCAACUAUGACAGACAAAAUGAGGAGAAAAUCACAUUGUAGGAUUUUUAAUGAAUUUAUUUGCAAAUUAUGGUGGACAAUAAGUAUCUGGUCAAUAACAAAAGUUUCUGAAUACUUUGUUAUAUACCCUUUGUUGGCAAUGACACAGGUCAAACGUUUUCUGUAAGUCUUCACAAGGUUUUCACACACUGUUGCUGGUAUUUUGGCCCAUUCCUCCAUGCUGAUCUCCUCUAGAGCAGUGAUGUUUUGGGGCUGUCGCUGGGCAACACGGACUUUCAACUCCUUCCAAGGAUUUUCUAUGGGGUUGAGAUCUGGAGACUGGCUAGGCCACUCCAGGACCUUGAAAUGCUUCUUACGAAGCCACUCCUUCAUUGCCCGGGCGGUGUGUUUGGGAUCAUUGUCAUGCUGAAAGACCCAGCCACGUUUCAUCUUCAAUGCCCUUGCUGAUGGAAGGAGGUUUUCACUCAAAAUCUCACGAUACAUGGCCCCAUUCAUUCUUUCCUUUAUACGGAUCAGUCGUUCUGGUCCCUUUGCAGAAAAACAGUCCCAAAGCAUGAUGUUUCCACCCCCAUGCUUCACAGUAGGUAUGGUGUUCUUUGGAUGCAACUCAGCAUUCUUUGUCCUCCAAACACGACGAGUUGAGUUUUUACCACAAAGUUAUAUUUUGGUUUCAUCUGACCAUAUGACAUUCUCCCAAUCCUCUUCUGGAUCAUCCGAAUGCACUCUAGCAAACUUCAGACGGGCCUGGACAUGUACUGGCUUAAGCAGGGGGACACGUCUUGCACUGCAGGAUUUGAGUCCCUGGCGGCGUAGUGUGUUACUGAUGGUAGGCUUUGUUACUUUGUUACUUUGGUUACUUUCACCGUUCUUGUGAUCAUUUUGACCCCACGGGGUGAGAUCUUGCUUGAAGCCCCAGAUCGAGGGAGAUUAUCAGUGGUCUUGUAUGUCUUCCAUUUCCUAAUAAUUGCUCCCACAGUUGAUUUCUUCAAACCAAGCUGCUUACCUAUUGCAGAUUCAGUCUUCCCAGCCUGGUGCAGGUCUACAAUUUUGUUUCUGGUGUCCUUUGACAGCUCUUUGGUCUUGGCCAUAGUGGAGUUUGGAGUGUAACUCUUUGAGGUUGUGGACAGGUGUCUUUUAUACUGAUAACAAGUUCAAACAGGUGCCAUUAAUACAGGUAACGAGUGGAGGACAGAGGAGCCUCUUAAAGAAGAAGUUACAGGUCUGUGAGAGCCAGAAAUCUUGCUUGUUUGUAGUUGACCAAAUACUUAUUUUCCACCAUGAUUUGCAAAUAAAUUCAUAAAAAAUCCUACAAUGUGAUUUUCUGGAAGAAAAAUUCUUAAUUUGUCUGUCAUAGUUGACGUGUACCUAUGAUGAAAAUUACAGGCCUCUCAUCUUUUUAAGUGGGAGAACUUGCACAAUUGGUGGCUGACUAAAUACUUUUUUCCCCCACUACCGUUCAAAAGUUUGGGGUCACUUAGAAAUGUCCUUGUUUUCCAUGAAAACAUACAUGAAAUGAGUUUGAAUAGGAAAUAUAGCAAAAUGAAUAGGAAAUGUAGUCAUUGACAAGGUUAGAAAUAAUGAUUUUUAAUUGAAAUAAUAAUUGUGUCCUUCAAACUUUGCUUUCGUCAAAUAAUCCUCCAUUUGCAGCAAUUACAGCCUUGCAGACCUUUGGCAUUCUCGUUGUCAAUUUGUUGAGGUAAUAUGAAGAGAUUUUACCCCAUGCUUCCUGAAGCACCUCCCACAAGUUGGAUUGGCUUGAUGGGCACUUCUUACGUACCGUACGGUCAAGCUGCACCCACAACAGCUCAAUAGGGUUGAGAUCCGGUGACUGUGCUGGCCACUCCAUUAUAGACAGAAUACCAGCUGACUGCUUCUUCUCUAAAUAGUUCUUGCAUAGUUUGGAGCUGUGCUUUGGGUCAUUGUCCUAUUGUAGGAGGAAAUUGGCUCAAAUCAAGCGCCGUCCACAGGGCAUGGCGUUGCAAAAUGGAGUGACAGCCUUCCUUCUUCAAGAUCCCUUUUACCCUGUACAAAUCUCCCACUUUACCACCACCAAAGCACCCCCAGACCAUCACAUUGCCUCCAUCAUGCUUGACAGAUGGCAUCAAGCACUCCUCCAGCAUCUUUUCAUUUGGUCUGUGUCUCACAAAUGUUCUUCUUUGUGAUCCGAACACCUCAAACUUCGAUUCGUCUGUCUAUAUCACUCUUUUUCCCAAUCUUCCUCUGUCCAGUGUUCUUUUGCCCAUCUUAAUCUUUUCUUUUUAUUGGCCAGUCUGAGAUAUGGCUUUUUCUUUGCAACUCUGCCUAGAAGGUCAGCAUCCCAGAGUCGCCUCUUCAUUGUAGACGUUGAGACUGGUGUUUUGCGGGUACAAUUUAAUGAAGCUGCCAGUUGAGGACCUGUGAGGCGUCUGUUUCUCAAACUAGACACUAAUGUAUUUGUCCUCUUGCUCAGUUGUGCACCGGGGCCUCCCACUCCUCUUUCUAUUCUGGUUAGAGCCAGUUUGCGCUGUUCUGUGAAGGGAGUAGUACACAGCGUUGUACGAGAUCUUCAGUUUCUUGGCAAUUUCCUGCAUGGAAUAGCCUUCAUUUAUCAGAACAAGAACAGACUGACGAGUUACAGAAGAAAAUAAUUUGCACAGUCACCGGAUCUCAAACCUAUUGAGCUGUUGUGGGAGCAACUUGACCGUAUGGCACGUAAGAAGUGCCCAUCAAGCCAAUCCAACUUGUGGGAGGUGCUUCAGGAAGCAUGGGGUGAAAUCUCUUCAGAUUACCUCAUCAAAUUGAAAACUAGAAUGCCAAAAGGUCUACAAGGCUGUAAUUGCUGCAAAUGGAGGAUUCUUUGACGAAAGCAAAGUUUGAAGGACACAAUUAUAUUAUUUCAAUUAAAAAUCAUUAUUUCUAACCUUGUCAGUGUACACACAGAACCACACACGAACGACUGCAUUGUGUGCUAACAAACAUCUUUUCAGUAACAUUUAAUUAAAGUUUUGUUUGUCUCUUAGGGCCUGCCUGCGGAGCUGAUGUCUGAAGGUGACGCGGGGGACAACCAGACCCUGAUGGUGACGGGUUUAACCCCCGAGGAGCUGGCUGUUACCGCUGCAGCCGAGGAGGCAGCACAGCACGCUGCUACGGAGGAGGCUAACGCCCAGGCCAUGGCCAUACAGGCUGUGCUGCAGGCCGCACAGCACGCUGUCAUGUGUGAGUACACACACACACACACACACACACACACACACACACACACACACACACAGACAGGUCCUGGUCAUACAGUAGAUGGACACAACAGGAACUGGGUUACAGCUGUAGGUGUAUUGUGAUAUGGCAUCACCUGCUGUUCCACAUAUUUCAGAAAUUCUAAAACGUAUCUUUUAUUUUGGAUCCCAAUUAUCUGACGCCAUGACAACAAUGGCACACCUGAUUUACCUCAUUAACAGCAUGCUAGCAGAUUAGUUGACUAGUUGGAAAUGAUGUGGUUCUCCAAGGACUGGUUUAAGAUGGUUGGAAAUGAUGUGGUUCUCCAAGGACUGGUUUAAGAUGGUUGGAAAUGAUGUGGUUCUCCAAGUACUGGUUUAAGAUGGUUGGAAAUGAUGUGGUUCUCCAAGGACUGGUUUAAGAUGGUUGGAAAUGAUGUGGUUCUCCAAGGACUGGUUUAAGAUGGUUGGAACUGAUGUGUUUUCAAAUUCCUUAUAUAAUUUGUGUUUUAUGCGUGCUGUACAUUUUAUAUAACGGACUAGACGGCUAGUGAGGGGCGGCAGGUAGCUUAGUGGUUAAGAGCGUUGUGCCAGUAACCGAAAGGUCGCUGGUUCUAAUCCCCGAGCCGACUAGGUGAAAAAUCUGUCGAUGUGCCCUAGAGCAAGGCACUUAACCCUAAUUGCUCCUGUAAGUCGCUCUGGAUAAGAGCGUCUGCUAAAUGACUAAAAUGUAUGUAAAUGUAGUGUAAUGGUACUUCGCUUAAAUGCUGCUAGCGGCGCAAACUGAGAAUUAAUUUUCCAGAAUCAAUGUUCAUUUAUACUCCCGUUUUAGUAGUGUCUGCUCUGCGCGCAAUUUGAGGAGUUGAAACAUAAGAAUGGUAUCGUUAGUAAGUUGAACAUCUCUUUAUACAGUAAAAUAAUGUCUCAAUGCUUUUCAGUUCUGUUGGACCAAACCUCAAAUGCAAAUGGCGAGUUGAAACUGCUUGUCAGAGGAAUAAGUGAUCUCAUCUUUGUUGUGUGUGUGUGUGUGUGUGUGUGUGUGUGUGUGUGUGUAAAUUGGAAGGAGCAGCCUACAGUCAGAAGGAGCGAAGGGGAUGAUACCAAAAAUACUAAAUGAGAACAAGCGUACUUUAAAAAUUCAUAAAAAAGAAAAAUAACACUUGAUUCAUUGCAAUACAGGCAUUUGGAAUGUCGUGCAAAAACAUACAUUUAAAUUAAUAGAUAUGUCUUGAUUGAUGUCACCCAGCCCUAGUUAGUAGUCUAGUAGAUUGUAAUGAGUCUCACCCCCCCCCCCCCCCCCCCCCACCCCCCACCCCCCUCCUCCAGAUGAAGGAGACAGUGGCCAGGAGGGCCAGCAUCAGACCACCAACAUCCCCAUUGUGUUGACUCAGGCUGAGCUGGCAGCCCUGGUUCUACAACAACAACAGCUGCAGCAGGCUCAGGCCCAGGCCCAGGCUCAGGCUCAGGCCCAGGCCCAGGCCCAGGCCCAGGCAGCAGCCGCACAGCGCAACCAGGUCAGUCCACUGUUGUUUUGCUUCUCUUCCGUCAGUCUGUCUUGUCUCACUCUGUUCAUUUAUUUUUCGUAUUUGUAGGGAUGUGCAUCUUUCCCUUUUCAAGAUGAUUUGAUACGUAUCUAGAUACGCGGGCUCCAAUUCGGUACAGGAUCCAUACGUAUCUAGGUACAUGGACUCUGAUACCAUACAGGAAACAUACGUUUUAAUUUGAAACGAUUCAGAGCGAUUUUGUUUGAUUAGAGGAACGAUUUGAUUUGAUUUAAAGUUUGUUGCAUAAACACAUUCAUUUUCCAUUCUAAAUUAAAAUCUGCUGCUGAGGGAACUCAUGAGCUGGGAACUCAUGAGCUGGGCCUCUCUGAGCUGGAUCUCUCUGAACUGGAUCUCUCUGAGCUGGAUCUCUCUGAGCUGGAUCUCUCUGAGCUGGAUCUCUCUGAGCUGGAUCUGUCUGAGCUGGAUCUCUCUGAGCUGGAUCUGUCUGAGCUGGAUCUGUCUGAGCUGGAUCUGUCUGAGCUGGAUCUGUCUGAGCUGGAUCUGUCUGACCUGGAUCUGUUUAAACUGGGCCUGUCUGAGCUGACUGACUGUAUUUGUAAACAAUGUAUAAGGUGUAUGUAGGAAUCUACCACCUCACUAUCAGUUAGGGGGGAAACUGGGAAUCUACCACCUCACUAUCAGUUAGGGGGGAAACUGGGAAUCUACCACCUCACUAUCAGUUAGGGGGGAAACUGGGAAUCUACCACCCCACUAUCAGUUAGGGGGGAAACUGGGAAUCUACCACCUCACUAUCAGUUAGGGGGGAAACUGGGAAUCUACCACCUCACUAUCAGUUAGGGGGGAAACUGGGAAUCUACCACCCCACUAUCAGUUAGGGGGGAAACUGGGAAUCUACCACCUCACUAUCAGUUAGGGGGGAAACUGGGAAUCUACCACCUCACUAUCAGUUAGGGGGGAAACUGGGAAUCUACCACCUCACUAUCAGUUAGGGGGGAAACUGGGAAUCUACCACCCCACUAUCAGUUAGGGGGGAAACUGGGAAUCUACCACCUCACUAUCAGUUAGGGGGGAAACUGGGAAUCUACCACCUCACUAUCAGUUAGGGGGGAAACUGGGAAUCUACCACCUCACUAUCAGCUAGGGGGGAAACUGGGAAUCUACCACCUCACUAUCAGUUAGGGGGGAAACUGGGAAUCUACCCCCCCCACUAUCAGUUAGGGGGGAAACUGGGAAUCUACCCCCCCACUAUCAGUUAGGGGGGAAACUGGGAAUCUACCACCUCACUAUCAGUUAGGGGGGAAAACUGGGAAUCUACCACCUCACUAUCAGUUAGGGGGGAAACUGGGAAUCUACCACCUCACUAUCAGUUAGGGGGAAAACUGGGAAUCUACCACCUCACUAUCAGUUAGGGGGGGAAACUGGGAAUCUACCACCUCACUAUCAGUUAGGGGGGAAACUGGAAUCAUACCACCUCACUAUCAGUUAGGGGGGGAAACUGGGAAUCUACCACCUCACUAUCAGUUAGGGGGGAAACUGGGAAUCUGAUUCCAGCGGCUGACCCAAAACAUCGCCGGUGGAAGAGAGGCACUCGGAGCAGCCUGCUGGUUCAUCUUAGGAGCACACCACCCACCGCUUCCAAGUAUUCUACUCGCUAAUGUUCAGUCUCUGGAUAACAAAGUCGACGAGCUCAGGGCAAGGAUUUCUUUCCAGAGAGACAUCAGGGCCUGUAACAUACUUUGUUUCACGGAAACAUGGCUCUCUUGGGAUAUUCUGUCGAAAUCGGUCGAACCAGAUGGGUUCCCAGUUCAUCGGGAAGCAGAAGGGCGAAGGUGUUUGUUUCAUGAUUAACGACUCGUGGUGUAAUUGUAGUAACAUACAGGAACUCAAGUCCUUUUGUUCACCCGACCCAGAAUACAUCACAAUCAAAUGCCGACCGUAUUAUCUCUCAAGAUAAUAUUUUCUUAGGUUAUUGUCACGGCCGCGUAUAUCCUCCCUCAAGCCGAUACCACGACGGCCCUCAAAUAACUUCACUGGACUUUAUGCAAACUGGAAACCAUAUGUAAAUGUACUUGUUAGAUAUUACUGCACUGUCGGAGCUAGAAGCACUUUGCUACACCCGCAAUAACAUCUGCUAAACACGUGUAUGUGACAAAUUAAAAUUUGAUUUGCUUAACCUACAGGAGCGAGUCACCGCUUUGAUGUUUGACGUUUGCAGAGAACGACAGGGUGUUGUCCAGGGUCACACCAAUGUUCUCUGCACUCCGUAGAGUUGUCAACCGUGAUGGAGAGGUCUUGGAGUAGGCUGUCCUAGAAGCUGUGUCAACAAAAUACUUUUUCUGUGCGCUAUUUCUGCACAGGUUGCAUUUAAAAGAGCCCCUGGGUUUGUGGUCUAGCCAAGUCUUUUGAGAGUCACCAGGAAGGUAGCUGUCAUUUUAUGGUAGCUUUAUGAAGACUUGGCGUACUAGCGUAUCACUUUGGAUGAUUCCCCAACUCUUUUUUAAUGAUUAUUUUAAUGCUUCAGAGCUUUGUAACAAAGUACACUCUCUGGUGCGUCACGAGGUGCUCCCCUUCGCAAACAAGUUCUCUCUGUCAAGUCGUCCGGCCCUUCGACUGCAUCGUUCAGGACCUGAGCCCUAUAGCCCCGGUUCAAGAAGCGAUUCUCCAAUUCGGCAGAUUAGAAACUGCUGUAGUCUGUUUCCUGAUCGCAAAUUCUGCGGACUCUUUGGAAUGUUCUCUUUUAGCCUUUUUUGGGUGGAAGCUGUCUGCCCUCAGAAUGGGAUCCCAUCUAUAGGCUUCCUAAAGAUGUAUUUGUGCAAACAACCUUUGUCGUCUUUACUGAUAUCAAGGUCCAAAAAAAUGAAUGUUAUCCUUGCUGUACUCCAUAGUUAGUUUGAUGUUAGGGUUAAUGCUGUUAAGGUAUUGGUGGAAGGAAAUAAAUUAAUCUUCUGAGCCAGACCAGAACAGUCAAACAUCAAUAUAGCGUCUCCACCAUAUAAUCUGGUCAAAUAACCGUUUUUUUUUUUGUUUUUUUUUUGAAGGAUCCAAAAUGAAGUCAUUUUCCCAUUUACCUAAGUACAAACCCGUGUAAGAAGGGCUGUAGCAAGCUCCCAGUUUCAUGCUUAGUUUGACGCUGAAGGAGAGGACGCAUUUGUCACAAAAUAUGAGUUUUUUGGAAGAUGGAAAUAAAGUAACUUUGGAUGGAAAAUAAUGUGAACCGGCAAUUCGUAACGUUUUAAUUGAUUUCCUGACCGAUGCAUGCUACAUUUUGGUUUGGUUUGGUGUCCCGCGGACCAAUGCACUCAUAUGUUAAACAUUAUAACCGGGGGACCGAUGCGUAUCGGUGAAUCGUUACAUAUGACUCUAUAAAUGUAUUGUUUUUGGCUUGCUCUCUUUUUUUAUUCUUGGAUUUAGCUUUAAGUAUGCACUUUGAACUGAAUUGUUUUGUAAGAAAUGUGCUAAAUAAAUGAAGUUUUAUUUGACCCAGCCCACCGAGGGCCUGGCCCCAGCAGACAGCCUGAACGACCCAGCGUCGGAGAGCAACGGGCAGGAGCUGGCUGCUGCAGUGACCCAGGCUGCGGCCCAGCUAGCCCCAACAUGCACCAUGGUGGUGGCCAGCCCGGCUAAGACUCAGCCAAUGGUGGUGGCCAGCCCGGCUAAGACUCAGCCCAUGAUUGUGGCCAGCCCGGCUAAGACUCAGCCCAUGGUUGUGGCCAGCCCGGCUAAGACUCAGCCUAUGAUUGUGGCCAGCCCGGCUAAGACUCAACCCAUGAUUGUGGCCAGCCCGGCUAAGAUGCAGGCAGCUGCUACCCUGGCAGAGGUGGCUAACGGCAUAGAGUCUGCUGCAGGGGUGAGUGGACUGGACUGUGUCAGAAUGUCUGUCUGUCUGUUGACCAGUCAAUCAUGAUUUGCCUCUUGAUACUGUAAAAUAAUUAGUUUUCUGAAUAAGUAGAAUAUUUUAUUGUCAAUAUAGAAUUAUUACAGUCCACAUAUUAUUUUUUUAACCCUAUUUCCAGACAGAUGUUAAAGGAUGCUUAUUAUAUUGUCUUCUAAUACUCCCAUAUGAUAUUGUCUUCUAAUACUCCCAUAUUAUAUUGUCUUCUAAUACUCCCAUAUUAUAUUGUCUUCUAAUACUCCCAUAUUAUAUUGUCUUCUAAUACUCCCAUAUUAUAUUGUCUUCUAAUACUCCCAUAUUAUAUUGUCUUCUAAUACUCCCAUAUUAUAUUGUCUUCUAAUACUCCCAUAUUGUCUUCUAAUACUCCCAUAUUAUAUUGUCUUCUAAUACUCCCAUAUUAUAUUGUCUUCUAAUACUCCCAUAUUAUAUUGUCUUCUAAUACUCCCAUAUUAUAUUGUCUUCUAAUACUCCCAUAUUAUAUUGUCUUCUAAUACUCCCAUAUUAUAUUGUCUUCUAAUACUCCCAUAUUAUAUUGUCUUCUAAUACUCCCAUAUUAUAUUGUCUUCUAAUACUCCCAUAUUAUAUUGUCUUCUAAUACUCCCAUAUUAUAUUGUCUUCUAAUACUCCCAUAUUAUAUUGUCUUCUAAUACUCCCAUAUUAUAUUGUCUUCUAAUACUCCCAUAUUAUAUUGUCUUCUAAUACUCCCAUAUUAUAUUGUCUUCUAAUACUCCCAUAUUAUAUUGUCUUCUAAUACUCCCAUAUUAUAUUGUCUUCUAAUACUCCCAUAUUAUAUUGUCUUCUAAUACUCCCAUAUUAUAUUGUCUUCUAAUGCUCCCAUAUUAUAUUGUCUUCUAAUACUCCCAUAUUAUAUUGUCUUCUAAUACUCCCAUAUUAUAUUGUCUUCUAAUACUCCCAUAUUAUAUUGUCUUCUAAUACUCCCAUAUUAUAUUGUCUUCUAAUGCUCCCAUAUUAUAUUGUCUUCUAAUACUCCCAUAUUAUAUUGUCUUCUAAUGCUCCCAUAUUGUUUAUUUAGAGGCAAGGAGCUCCUCCUGCGGUGGCCAAAGCCCCGGUGAAGAAAGAAAACCAGUGGUUUGACGUUGGCAUCGUCAAGGUGACCAACACCGUGGUCACACACUACUACUUGCCCACUGACGACCAGGCCACUGUCGAUGUAAGACACACACACACACACACACUACCUGCUGACGACCAGGCCACUGUCGAUGUAAGACACACACACCACACACCACACACACACACACACACACACACACACACUACCUGCUGACGACCAGGCCACUGUCGAUGUAAGACUCUAAAGGCUUCAGUUCGGCUGCCGUGUGUGCUCGCAUACUCCCUUAAAAGGACCUUCGCUUGAAAAUGUUUGAAAAAAUAUAUAAUAAUGCAUUGGGUUUUAUAUAGCGCUUUUCUAGGGCUCUUUCACGUGCUGGCUCAUCCUCAUUGGAGGAAAACAUCCAAGGUCACUCCCUUCUGACCUUCUCAUCCAAUGUUUUGAGGAGGUCGAGAAGAGAGCGUGUGAAGAAUAAAUUCUUUGUAGUGCUUUAAUGUAUACCACUUAGCAUACUCUUCGAUCCUAAGCGCCUUACAGUACAGUAAGUGCAUACAUUUUUAUUAUGGGUAUGUGGUCCCUGCUGGGAAAAAAUAAAAGUAUUCGCCCCAGCGAUGCUUUACAAUAAGGUAAAGAUCAAGCAAAUGAAAUACGUAGGUAAAUAAAGAUUACUUUUUUUUUAUUACUAGAUGGCGCCGACGGACAUGGUCGCCCUGUUUCCAACUUUUCAGUAGUUUUAUUUUUUUCGUCUCACAUUAUUUGAACGUUUUUGUUGUUGUAUUAUUACCGGAAAUAACUUUGGGAUAUUAGAUCGGCAGUCACUCGCCAGAAAUUCAAGCCGAAAUUCCACCUUCGAGCUAGGUCCUUUGUUUAAACUUCCUGCUCUAUUCAUCCCGGGGGCUGCUCCAAAAUACCGACACCGGAGAAGGCGGUUCCACCGCUUCUGAUUAUAUUAUUCGCUAACGUUCAGUCCCUGGAUAAUGAAGUAGACGAGCUCAGGGCGAGGAUCUCCUUCCAGAGAGACAUCAGGGACUGUAACAUAUUCUGUUUUACGGAAUCAUGGCUCUCUCUGGAUAUGUUGUCCAGUCAGCCAGCGGGGUUCUCUGUGCGUCGCGCGGGACAGGAAGAAAGAACUCUCAGAGAAAAAUAAUGGUGUAGGGGUUUGUUUUAUGAUUCAUAAUAAUUGUGGUAACGUACAGGAACUCAAGUCCUUUUGUUCUCCCAAUAUGGAAUACCUCGCCUUCAAAUGCCUCCCGAGAAAAUGUUCUUCGGUCAUCGUCACUGCCAUGUACGUUCCCGCCCAAACCGACAGCGCGACGGCUCUCCAGGAACUACGCUGGACUAUGUGCAAACAGGAAAACGCAUAUCCUGAGGCCGCAUUUAUUGUAGCUUGGGACUUUAAUAAAGGAAAUCUGAGGAAAACGGUACCGAAUUUCUAUCAACACAUCUCCUGUACUUAUUAGGCUUGUCACGAUACAAACAAAAAUAUCAGUGGGCCCAGCAUCCUGUUCGCCCUGGUCCCCCAGACGCUUGUUCAGGUUUUCUAAACGUUCUCCAAAAACCUGUCACUGAAAUGCACACUUCUACUCAAUACAACACAUUUGAAUUUGACUUCACACUGUUCAGUGUAUAAUAGAAUGCUGCGUAGAAUGGUUGAUUUGCUCAUAUUUGCAAAGGCCAGGCCUGCCUGUGGUUUGGCUGGAGGAAUGUGAGGAAGGAAUGUGCACCAGUGGAGGCUGCUGAAGGGAGGACGGCUCAUAAUAAUGGCUGGAACGACGCAAAAUUGAAUGGCAUCAACGUAUAGAACCAUGUAUGUGAUGCAAUUAACCACGAGCCCGUUCUCCCCAACCUCCUGUGAUAUACGUGCAUAAUGAUCUGCUUGUCGUUGUGUCAGUAAGGGGAAAUAACACUGCAUGAAACCUUUACUCUUCCUUUGACACACACACACACACACACACACACACACACACACACACACACACACACUCUCCCUCCCUUCCUUACACACUGUCUCCCUCACUCUCAUAAACACACACACACACACACACACACACCACACACACACACACACACACACUCUCCCUCCCUUCCUUCCUUACACACUGUCUCCCUCACCCUCAUAAACACACACACACCACUCUCUCUCUCACACAAACACACCACACACACCACACCACACACACACACAACACCACACACACACACACACACACAACACACACCAAUCUCCUCCCUUCCUUACACACUGUCUCCCUCACUCUCAUAAACACACACUCUCCCUCCCUUCCUUACACACUGUCUCCCUCACUCUCAUAAACACACACACACCACUCUCUCUCUCACACAAACACACGCACACACACACACACACCACACACACACACUCUCCCUCCCUUCCUUACACACUGUCUCCCUCACUCUCAUAAACACACACACACCACUCUCUCUCUCACACAACACACACACGCACACUGCUCCCAACUUUUAAAACGUUAGGCACCAAACAGAAUUUAAGGAGCACCAGAAAUAAAUGGAUGUUUGAUGUAGUUUAGUCUUCCAAUAGGUCUGUAUGAAUCCUACCUCUGAAUCACAUCCCCUGGGCCAAUCAGAUGAGCCCCUACUGUCACGUUACCAGGAUGUUAGCUAGCUAGGUAACAUGACUGAACAACGUUGUUUGUUUAUCAAACCAAUAAUUAGCCACCCGGGAUUUGUUUAAAAAUGGCCCGCGACAUAGUUUGUGAAAUGAUAUAAAAUAUCCACACGCUGGUUGAGAGAAUGCCAAGAGUGUGCAAAGCUGUCAUCAAGGCAAAGGGUGGCUACUUUGAAGAACCUUGAAGAAUUUUGAUUUGUUUAACACUUUUUUUGGUCACUACAUGAUUCCAUAUGUGUUAUUUCGUAGUUUUGAUGUCUUCACUAUUAUUCUACAAUGUAGAAAAUAGUUUAAAAAAAUAAAGAAAAACCCUUGAAUGAGUAGAUGUGUCCAAACUUUUGACUGGUAGUGGGUAAUAAAUAAAUAUACAUACAUACAUACAUACAUACAUACAUACAUACAUACAUACAUACAUACAUACAUACAUACAUACAUACAUACAUACAUACACAAUGCUUGUUCUGGUAUUUCUUUUGGAUUAUGUGUGUAUUGUUUUGUAUAGCUGGGUAUUACUGUACUGUUGGAACUAGAAACACAAGCGUUUAGCUGCACCCUUAUGAAAACAUCUGCAAAUCUGUUUACGCGACCAAUAGACUUGGUUUAAUUUUAUCUCGUUGUUGUGUGUGGCUGAACUUGUCUCGUUGUUGUAGGAUGACUCUGGGGCGAUCCCAGACUACAGUCAGAUGAAGAAGAUGGACCUCCAGCCAGGGACGGCCUAUAAGUUCAGAGUGGCCGGGAUCAACACCUGUGGCCGGGGGAACUUCUCAGAGGUCUCAGCCUUCAAGACCUGUCUACCAGGCUUCCCCGGAGCUCCCUGUGCUAUCAAGAUCAGCAAGGUAACACAUUUUAAUUUUUGCCACAGAUGUCAAGUUGUCAAGGGAGCGUGCAAUUGGCAUGCUGACUGCAGGAAUGUCCACCAGAGCUGUUGCCAGAGAAUUGAAUAUUAAUUUAUCUGCCAUAAGCUGCCUCCAACGUCGUUUUAGAGAAUUUGGCAGUACGUCCAACCGGCCUCACAACCCCAGACCACGUGUAACCACACCAGCCCAGGACCUCCACAUCCGGCUUCGUCACCUGCGGGAUCAUCUGAGACGAGACAGCUGAUGAAACUGUGGGAUUGCACAACCGAAUAAUUUCUGCACAAAACUGUCAGAAACCGUCUCAGGGAAGCUCAUCUGCGUGCUCGUCGUCCUCACCAGGGUCUUCACCUGACUGCAGUUCGGAGUCGUAACCGACUUCAGUGGGCAAAUGCUCACCUUCGAUGGCCACUGGCAUGAUGGAGAAGUGCGCUCUUCACGGAUUAAUCCCAGUUUCAACUGUACCAGGCAGAUGGUAGACAGCCUGUAUGGCGUCGUGUGGGUGAGCGGUUUGCUGAUGUCAACGUUGUGGAACAGAGUGCCCCAUGGUGGCGGUGGGGUUAUGGUAUGGGCAGGCAUAAGCUACGGACAACGAACACAAUUGCUUUUUAUCGAUGGCAGUUUGAAUGCACAGAGAUACCGUGACGAGAUCCUGAGGCCCAUUGUCGUGCCAUUCAUCCGCCGCCAUCACCUCAUGUUUCAGCAUGAUACUGCACAGCCCCAUGUCGCAAGGAUCUGUACACAAUUCCUGUAAGCUGAAAAUGUCCCAUGGCCUGCAUACUCACCAGACAUGUCACCCAUUGAGCAUGUUUGGGAUGCUCUGGAUCGACGUGUAGGACAGCGUGUUCCAUUUCCCGCCAAUAUCUAGCAACUUCUCACAGCCAUUGAAGAGGAGUGGGAUAACAUUCCACAGGCCACAAUCAACAGCCUGAUCAACUCUAUGCGAAGGAGAUGUGUCGCGCUGCAUGAGGCAAAUGGUGACCAACAGAUGCAAAUCUGUAUUCCCAGUCAUGUGAAAUCCAUAGAUUAGGGCCUAAUUAACUUUUAUGAACUGUAACUCAGUAAAAUCGUUGAAAUUGUUGCAUGCUGCGUUGAUAUUUUUGUUCAGUGUAUUUAUUUAACCAGGAAGUCGGUUAAGAACACGUUUUUGAACAUCCUUUACCCAGGGAGCGUUAUUUAAUGUUUCAUGCAUGUUUUUAUUUCGCCAUGUUUCUAUGAAUUUGUGUUCAUAGCUCAGAACACACCAUGUCAGAAAACGCUUUGUUACGUUGUCUAGUUUCUGUCUCACUGGAGUUUGUCUAAAGUUUCCCCCCCUCCCCACGCCACCCCUAUCCUCUCUCCCCUCAGAGCCCAGACGGAGCCCACCUGACCUGGGAGCCUCCGUCGGUAACGUCUGGUAAGAUCAUUGAGUACUCCGUGUACCUGGCCAUCCAGAGCACCCAGAGCGGAGAGCAGGCCAAGCCCAGCACCACCACCCCAGCCCAGCUGGCCUUCAUGCGGGUGUUCUGUGGGCCAAACCCCUCCUGCCUGGUGCAGUCGUCCAGCCUCUCCAACGCACACAUAGACUACACCACCAAGCCUGCCAUCAUCUUCCGCAUCGCAGCCCGCAACGAGAAGGGUUACGGCCCUGCCACGCAGGUCCGGUGGCUCCAAGGUACGUUACGCUAUGUUACGCUAGGCCUAGCUUUCCUCAGCGGCUCUAUUGUUACAACUGUUGUGGACUUUGUGUAGUUGUGCUGCUUUUAGUGAAGCAGGGCUCAUUGAUCUCAAAAGGAAUUCCCUGUAGAAAUAAAUAUAAAUGAAGGUUCAAAGAAGAAAAUAAAAGGUUGAUGUUCUAUUAUACCAGUAGGGUUAUUUGUAAUUUACAUUUUUACAUGUUAGUCAUUUAGCAGACGCUCUUAUCCAGAGCGACUUACAGUUAGUGAGUGCAUAAUUUUUUUAUAUUUUAUACUGGAAUCGAACCCACAACCCUGGCGUUGCAAACGCCAUGCUCUACCAACUGAGCUACAUCCCUGCCGGCCAUUCCCUCCCCUACCCUGGACGACGCUGGGCCAAUUGUGCGCCGCCCCCAUGGGUCUCCCGGUCGCGGCCGGCUACGACAGACCCUGGAUUCGAACCAGGAUCUCUAGUGGCACAGCACCACUGCGCCACUCGGGAGGUCCCUUGGGCCACAUCCCAACUUGACUUGUGUUGACCUUGAUAUAUUGAAAUGAAGAUUGUUAGUUUGUUUCUUUUGUAUGAACACAAUCAUAACUGUAAUACUAAACCUUCCCCAAAAAACGGAGGGCAACGAGAUACACCGAAGGAUGGCGGCAACCGUACUUCAUGAUGCUCUUUUUAUUUAAAAAGGCUAACGUGUUUGCCACCGUAGUCUUUGACUAAGCUUUACUUUUCAGUUUUUAAAGCGUCUUUGAGAUUCUCGUUGUAACGAAAAGUGCUAUUUCAAAUAAAUAUAUCAUUCCAAUCCCGUGUUAUCUUCUCUCCCUGUAGAGAUAGGUAAAGAUGGUGUUGCGGCGAAGCCCACUGCCAAGAGACCAGGCUCCUCGCCUGACAUGUGAGUACUGUUCAUCCUCUUAUCCACAUUAAAUAAUAGUUAUUUAACUGUACAUUCCUAAAAAUGCUAUGAAUUUAUUCGGGAAAUACAAAACUAUUUGAACAAAGUACUUCAGUAGUGGGUUGUGAUCAAGCCAGUCCACCCCUCUGUCAUCAUUCUUAACUUCACUUAAUUCCACUCAAAAAAACAAUAUUUGGGUAUUUGUUUAAUUAGUCCGGUGUUGAUGCAGUCCCAAAACGUUUUGCAUGUCAGCAAUAAAGUUUUCAAGAUAUUGAACUUUCAAAAUACAGAAAUACAGCCGGUAUAAUGCAUUUUGCAUCAUGUGCUCUCUGCUCGGCCCUCGGGCUUAACUUCUUAACUCUCUCUCAUGACUCUUAACUCUGCAGCCCCAUCGAUGUUCAUCUGUUGAAUCACGUUUUCUCUCCUCCUUUAGGAAAGCUGCUGGUCCAAAGAAGGCCAGAUCAGACCAGUAAGGGGUUUUCCUUCCUCUCCCCUUGUUGUCCAUGAUGACUAUGACUGAACUGAAUACAACACCUUCCUACUGAAUACAACACCCCAGCCCUCACCAAGACCCCUCACCCAACUAUCUACAGUAUCCCAGCCUCAACCUCAGCCCCAACCUGGACCCAGACCAGCCCCCCCAACCACCCAUCAUUCACAAAAUAGCCACAAGAAAAAUCCAGAUGAAAAUCAUCCCAGAGCCCUGCCCUCAUCCCUGGAGGUUGUGGUGCCAUGGACACCUUAUUUAA